Messenger RNA from Podarcis lilfordi (Lilford's wall lizard), 50256 nucleotides. The record is from the annotation of a GenBank genome assembly. NCBI's taxonomy places the organism in Eukaryota, Metazoa, Chordata, Lepidosauria, Squamata, Lacertidae.
GCUGCAGCCGAGUCAGCUGGAGAACUACAGCUCCCAGGGUUGCAAGAGCCAAGAGAGAGAGAGGAAGAGAAAUUGGGUAGCUCUUCCAGGCUUGGUGCAAGGAAGGGAAAAAAAGGGGGAUCCUGUUUAGUUGCAUUUCUUUGCAAAAAAUUAAGGGGUUUGCGCCGGGAGGGAAAAUGAACGUGGUCUUUGCAGUCAAGCAGUACAUCGCGAAGAUGAUCGAGGAAAGCGGGACAGGCAUGAAGGUGCUUCUGAUGGACAAAGAGACGGUGAGCUCGGAAAGAGGGAGGGAGGAACGCAGGAACGCGCCAGGUACCCUUGCUGCAUCCAGACCAGUGUUGCCAGCACGGGCUGGCAGCAGCAGCGGCUCUCCAGGGGUUUCAGGGCAGGGGUAGUUCCCAGCCCUUCAGGGAUGGAGCCGGGGAUAUGCCAAACGGGGCAUGCCAAACGGGGGCUCUCUGGCACUCAGAUCCAGCCCGUCCCCUAAAACUAAAACCAAGAUUUCAGUCCUCAUGGGGGUUCUAAAUGGACUGAUUUGAACAGGGGAGAGGGUGGAGGUGCCGUGUACUGAGAUCAUUGGCCCAUGGGGGCUCAGUGAUGUCUACACUGACUGGCAGGGGCUGGCCAGAGUCUCAGGGAGGAGAUGCCACUGGAAUUCGAACCCGGGACCGCCUGGACGGAAUUCAGGGUGACAGGCAGUGAGGUGGCAAAGUUCUCCGGUGAUUCUGUGUUGCAGCUGUUGGUUGGGGCUUUGCUAAAAGUGAUGUCUGCAGGCUUGCAACACUUACGGUAUACGGCCUCGGUCCUGUAUACCUGAAGGAGAGUCUCCACCUCCAUCGUCCAGCCUGGACACUGAGGUCCAGCUCUGAGGGCCUUCUGGCAGUUCCCUUGCUGCGAGAAGUGAGAUUACAGUGAACCAGACAGAGGGCCUUCUCGGUGGUGGCACCCGCCCUGUGGAACGCCCUCCCAGCAGAUGUCAAAGAGAUAAACAACUAUUUUACUUUUAAAAGACAACUGAAGGCGGCCCUGUUUAGGGAAGUCUUUAAUGUCUGAUGCUGUAUUGUUUUAAUAUUUGGUUGGAAGCCACCCAGUGUGGCUGGGGAAACCCAACCAGAUGGGCGGGGUAUAAAUAAUACAUUAUUAUUAUUAUUAUUAUUGUUGUUGUUGUUGUUGUUGUCAUUAUUGUUGUUGUUGUUGUUGUUGUUAUUUAGCUGAUUUCCAGCACUGACCUCUUGUGUUUCCUCAUUUCAAUUGUGCAAAAUGUGUGGGGGAUCUUUCUUUCCCCUGAAUGUUAGACUUGAUGGCCUUUGUGAGGGGUGGUCCCUUGUAACUCCGCAGUUUUGUGAAUCGGAGACUCCCUGCUCUAAUGGACCGCACCCCCUCCUUUGUGUCUCCAUGGCCCCCUAGGUGGUGCUGGACUCCAACUCCCAGCAAGCCUGACAUGAUGGGAGUUCGAGUCCUGCAACAUCAGAGUCCUUCAGUAGAAGACCCUUCUCUUAAUAAUAAUAAUAAUUUAUUAUUUUACCCCACCCAUCUGGCUGGAUUUCCCCAGCCACUCUGAGCAGCUUCCAACAAAAGAUUAAAAUGCAAUAAUUCACUAAAUAUUAAAAGCUUCCCUAAACAGGGCUUCCUCCAGAUGUCUUCUAAAAGUCAAAUAGUUGUUUAUUUCCUUGACAUCUGAUGGGAGGGCGUUCCACAGGGCGGGUGCCACUACCGAGAAGGCCCUCUGCCUGGUUCCCUGUAACUUUGCUUCUCGCAGUGAGGGAGCCGCCAGAAGGCCCUCAGCGCUGGACCUCAGUGUCCGGGCAGAAUGAUGGGGGUGGAGACGCUCCUUCAAUCCCGCCACCCUCCCAGACCCACUUGGUGGGGACAAGGGAGAGGGCCUUCUCGGUGGUGGCUCCCCACAGACAACUUUGGAGCUCCCUCCCUGGAGAAGCCAGACUGGCUCCCUCCUUGCUGUUCUUUGACCAGCAGGUAAAGACUGUUCAGUAUUGGGAAAUAAUCCAUAAGGAAUUGGAAAAAAAAAUCCAAUUUAAAAAUCCAAUUUAAAUUUUAAAAAAUCCGAUUUUUUAAUUAUUAUUAUUUUUUAAUCAUUGAUUUUUAUCUACCCUUCCCGCAGACCAGUAUCGUGAGCAUGGUGUACACGCAGUCUGAGAUCCUGCAAAAGGAGGUGUACCUCUUUGAGCGCAUCGAUUCAGCGAAUCGGGAGAACAUGAAGCACCUGAAGGCCAUCUGCUUCUUGAGACCCACCAAGGUGAGACAGGGCAAAAGGGAGCCUGUGCCAGAGGUGGGGAAACAUCUGGGAGAGCCAUCCAGAUGUUUUGGGCUCACCUCUCCCCAUUAGCCUUCAGGUCCCUGGAGCUUGCAUAUUUAUUGAUUUCAAACCAGAGUGGAUUUGGUUUAAACCACUAGUCAGUAAGACUUGAUUUAGAUCAUUUUUUUUUUUUACAGAAAGACUCAUUCUUGCAGGUAUAAUCUUAAUAUUCACAACCAGAUGAAGGUUUCGUUUUUUGAAUAAUAAAUUUUCAGAGUAGUUUUUACGGUUCUAUCAGAAAUUACUGACUUGGUUAUGCUAUUAGAAAUACAUUGACAGAUAAUUAUGAAAUUAUUGUGAGGUUUAAUAAGUGAACUGUUUAUAUUUGGACAACUUUCCUGCUGUACUUUAUUGGAAGAAGAAAAAUAAUCACUUCCUUAAUAAGAAUUUAUUUAACUAAAGCAAUAACGUUAUAGCAUAUGUGUCCAUGUUUGUUAACUGAUGUGGUUAAACGAUUAAAACAAACAAACUUGGAUUGAGUUUUAGCAUACAUGAAAAACUUAAACCCUCAUUUCCUGUUGAAUAGCCUUUGGACUAUAAUGUAACUUAAAUAGAAAACUAUCUUUAGAAAGAUUUUUUUCUCCAAAAGCAUUUUAUUUAAAAAUCCAGUUUAAAUCCAAAAAAAUCUGAUUUUUUGAUAUAUAUAUAUUUUAAAAAACAUUGAUUUUUAUCCACCCUGUUUCAAACCCUAAAGGUGGGCGACGACAACCAAAUAUAUAGCUAUAUAAAACAACUUGAAAAUUACCAGGAGUGAGAUGAAAUACUUUGCUUUCUGUAACUGGUUUAAUGACUUGAUUUCUCGCCUCACUGUGGUUUCUGGAUGGGUUGUCCUUUCAGGAAAACGUGGAUUACCUCAUCCAGGAGCUGCGACGUCCGAAAUACAGCACCUAUUUUAUUUGUAAGUACGGAAAGCCUCUCGGUGUGUUGCAUUUUCCUGGCAGCACGGCGUAGUGGUUAGAGCUGGACCUGGGAGAGACUCGAGUUCAAAUCUCCCCACUUGGCCAUGAAGUUCUCUUGGGGCAGUCCCUGCCAUCUCUCAGCCUAACCUGCCUCACAGGGCUGUUGUGGCGAUUGCAUGAGAAGUGGGGGAGCAUCACCCUGAGCUGCUUGCAGAAGAAGGUGUCCUAGAAAUGCAAAAAAUAAAAAAUAAAUUCUCCCCUAACAUGUUUCAUCAUAAUAAUAAUAAUAAUUAUUUGUACCCCGCCCAUCUGGCUGAGUUUCCCCAGCCACUCUGGGCGGCUUCCAGCAGAAUAUUAAAAUACAGCGGUACCUCGGGUUACAUACGCUUCAGGUUACAGACUCCGCUAACCCAGAAAUAGUGCUUCAGGUUAAGAACUUUGCUUCAGGAUGAGAACAGAAAUCGUUCUCCGGCGGUGUGGCGGCAGCGGGAGGCCCCAUUAGCUAAAGUGGUGCUUCAGGUUAAGAACAGUUUCAGGUUCAGAACAGACCUCCGGAACGAAUUAAGUACUUAACCCGAGGUUUUUGUUGUUGUUUAGUUGUUUAGUUGUGUCCGACUCUUCGUGACCCCCUGGACCAGAGCAUGCCAGGCCCUCCUGUCUUCCGCUGCCUCCCGCAGUUUGGUCAAACUCAUGCUGGUAGCUUCCAGAACACUGUCCCACCAUCUCGUCCUCUGUUGUCCCCUUCUCCUCGUGCCCUCCAUCUUUCCCAACAUCAGGGUCUUUUCCAGGGAGUCUUCUCUUCUCAUGAGGUGGCCAAAGUCUUGGCGCCUCAGCUUCAGGAUCUGAGCACUCAGGGCUGAUUUCCUUCAGAAUGGAGAGGUUUGAUCUUCUUGCAGUCCAUGGGACUCUCAAGAGUCUCCUCCAGCACCAUAAUUCAAAAGCAUCCAUUCUUCGGUGAUCAGCCUUCUUUAUGGUCCAGCUCUCACUUCCAUACAUCACUACUGGGAAAACCAGAGCUUUAGAGAUACGGACAUUUGUUGGCAAGGUGAUGUCAGGUUAAGAAUAGUUUCAGGUUAAGUACAGACCUCCGGAACAAAUUAAGUACUUAACCCGAGGUACCACUGUACAAUGAUUCAUCAAGUGCUUCUUUUUUAUGCAUGUGUUAGCUGCCUUUGACCUCUCCUUUGAGAGAACGGCACAUCUUUUAAGAAUAAGCGGUUCUCAUUGAUAGCUGCAUUAACCACAAACCUUCGGUUAUUUGGGGAUGGCGUGAGCUGACCCAAACAGGCCUCUAGAGGUCGUCCUCGGCUUACGCAAUCGCCCCGAUGGAGCAGAACAGCUGCUUUGGUUUGCAGCCUAAGGCUGAUUUUGCCCCUGCUCCUGGAAGACUUUGAUGGGGAGAAAGUCAAGAGUGGAUAGGGCCCAUGGACUAUAUGGAACUUGCUGAACUGACUGGGAGACUCCGAGACCAGAGAGAAGAGGCGGUGGAAGAAGGUUGGAAGAAGUUUAAAGAAUAUCUGAAAAAACAUGUUAAUAUUUAAAUCUUAGAAUAGCUUUGGAAGUGGAUACAGGAUGUGGGGUUAGAAGUAGAAGACAGUGUAUUUUAAAACAGUAUUAUUUGUAAAGGAUAAUAUGUGAAGAUUAUUAUGGUAAAAGUAAGUGUGUUAAAAAAUGGUUAAAAAUUAUGAUAUAUGUAAACUGCUAAAGAUGAGGUAAAAUGAAAAUCAGAUAGGGGAGACUUGGGGAAGCUCACCUAACAAUGUUUAGAAAAAAUAAGGAUAAGACAAGAAUUUGUUUGUACAGUGGUACCUCAGGUUAAGUACUUAAUUCGUUCCGGAGGUCCGUUCUUAACCUGAAACUGUUCUUAACCUGAAGCACCACUUUAGCUAAUGGGGCCUCCCGCUGCCACUGCUGCAAUUUCUGUUCUCAUCCUGAAGCAAAGUUCUUAACCCGAGGUACUAUUUCUGGGUCAGCAGAGUCUGUAACCUGAAGCAUAUGUAACCUGAAGCGUAUGUAACCCGAGGUACCACUGUAUUGUUUGUUUUUCUGUUUGUGUUGUUUAUUUGCGUUAUAAAAUGAAUUUUAAAAAUGGGGGGGGGGAGAGUGGUUAGGGCCCACCGUGGAACAGACCCACCUCCCACCCAGCGACCAUUGCUUCCCCCUUCUGUCUCUCGCUUAUCCUGCUGCCUUUCUCUCCCUGCCUCCUUCCAGAUUUCAGCAACGUCAUCAGCAAGAGCAACGUCAAGUCUCUGGCCGAGGCGGACGAGCAGGAAGUUGUGGCAGAAGUCCAGGUAUGUCUACGGUCAACGAGCCACAAGUCCAGGAAGUCUCUUGGCUUCCUUUUUUUAAAAAAAAUAUUUCUACUUUUCAGGUUUAUACAUUCCACUAAUUUUAGAAUCAUAUCGACAUUUCUAAACUUGGCUUCCUUCCCCCUCUUUCUGCGGCUCCUUAAAUUUAUUUUUAACAUCUUCUGCAUAUCCACAUUAACUUAAUUUUCUUUAAAUAUAUACAGUUGGACCUUGGGUCCCGAACGCCUUGCGAGUUGAACGUUUUCGCUCCCAAACAUUGCAGAAUCGGAAGUGUGUGUUCUGGUUUGCAAACAUUCUUUUGGAACCUGAACGUCUGAUGCAGUUUACGUGGCUUCUGAUUGGCUGCAGGAGCUUCCUGCAGCCAAUCAGAAUCCGCACCUUGGUUUCCUAAAGUUUCGGAAGUCAAACGGACUUCUGGAACGGAUUCCGUUUGACUUUCGAGGUGCUACUGUACUCUUAUGAAAUUGCAUGUUAUUACAAUAAUCUUGUCAAUGAUCUUAUCUGUUUACAAUUUAACUGUAAAUAAUUCCGUAAACUGUUUCCAUUCUUUUACAAAAAAAAGUUAUGUUGAUUUCUUAUUCUUCCAGUAAGUUUCAUCGUUUCUGCAUAUUCCAUCAGUUUUUGUAUCUCUGGGCUUCCUUUUUGAGGAAAGGCUCCCUGCUGAAUGAGGGAAUUAAAUUUACGGCCUGUAGUGCAUUAAAAGAAAAUACUAUGAAAAUGAUGUAUAGGUGGUAUUUAACACCAACUAAAUUGGCUGAAAUGUGUAAGAUGAAAAAAAAGGAAUGUUGGAAAUGUAAAGAAAAAGAAGGAAAUCUCUAUCACGUGCUGGACUUGUAGCAAAGUAAAAACCUUCUGGGAUUUGAUUAGUAAUGAAUUAAAGAAAAUGUACAAAAGUACAUUUGUUAAAAAACCAGAAGCAUUUUUACUGGGUAUAGUAGGGGAGAGAGAAACCAAAAAUGGAAGCAACAGGAACUACCAACAAUUGAAGAGUGGCAGAUGAAGAAGAUGGAAUAUACAGAACUGGCGAAGCUGACCGGGGAAAUCCAAAACCUGUGUGAUCAAGCUUUCCAAAAAGACUGGGGUAAAUUUAUGCAGUAUUUAAAGGACAAUUGUAAACAAUCAACAACACUAGCAGGAUUGAAUGAAGACGACAUGCAAUGUUGAUGACCCUACCUAUUUACAUUUUCCUUAAAAAUGGACAAUGGGAAUUGUAUAAUGUAAAGAGGAAGAAGUAUAAAUGCGAGGACAUUAUAAACAAUUAUGGUAACCAUGAGACUUGGGUGGUGGGCGGGAGUCAAGUACCUCAUAUGAGCAAAAAUAGGGUGAAAAAUGAGGAAGUGGUUGUAUACUGUAAAAUGGAAAACUUAAUAAAAUAUUAUAAAAAAAAGAAAGUAUCCCUGCUGCUUUGGAGAUGUAGAGGCGGACUGGGGCUGUUGCAGUAUAAUUUGGUGCAACGAUCUAAUGCAGUCCCCCAGGCCCUUAAGCUUCUCCCCUUGCCCAACUCUUCAUGAUGCAUGAGGCAAGCAAUCCUAUUCUCCUCGAAUAUAAUAAUAAUAAUAAUAAUAAUAAUAAUAAUAAUAAUUUAUUAUUUAUCCCCCGCCCAUCUGGCUGAGUUUCCCCAGCCACUCUAGGCGGCUUUCGACAAAAUAUUAAAAUACAGUAAUACAUCAAACAUUAAAAGCUUCCCUUCAGAUGUCUUCUAAAAGUCUGGUAGUUGUUGUUCUCUUUGACAUCUGCUGGGAGGGCGUUCCACAGGGCGGGUGCCACUACCAAGAAGGCCCUCUGCCUGGUUCCCUGUAACUUGCCUUCUCGCAGUGAGGGAACCGCCAGAAGGCCCUCGGUGCUGGACCUCAGUGUCCGGGCAGAACGAUGGGGGUGGAGAUGCUCCUUCGGUAUACUGGGCUGAGGCCAUUUAGGACUUUAAAGGUCGGCACCAACACUUUGAAUUGUGCUUGGAAACGUCCUGGGAGCCAGUGUAGGUCUUUCAAGAUUGGCGGCCGCACCCACUCACCAGUUUAGCUGCCGCAGUGACAAACCCUGCCCCUGCUUUAUACCCAAGCUCGCUUUGCCACACGUUGACCCUGGUCCUGGUCACUGGAGUUAAAUAGCUUCUUGGGCAUUGCUAUGACACUGAGUCUCUCCUGCUUCUCGCCUGGCAGGAAUUCUACGGAGACUACAUCGCCGUGAACCCGCACGUGUUCUCUCUCAACAUCUCUGUCUGCUGUCAGGUAGGUGGCGUGAGAGGAAUCCCGGUAAAUUCCAGGCCUCCUCACAACUCUCAGCACCAGUUCCCAGGAUUCUUCAGGGGAAGCUGUGGCCGUCCAAAGGGGUGUGAUAACUGUGUCGAAUGUCUGGAGGCUUCAAAAGUCACCUAGCAGCAGACUAAGCAAGAUGUUUUGUCAUAGGAGAGCCAUCUCGUCAUGGGUUCAUCGCAGGGGGUUGGACCAGAUGACCCCCGGAGUCCCUUCCGACGCAGGUGGCGCUGUGGUCUAAACCACUGAGCCUCUUGGGCUUGCCGAUCAGAAGGUCGGCAGUUUGAAUCACCAUGACGGUGGUGAGCUCCUGUUGCUCUGUCCCAGCUCCUGCCAACCUAGCAGUUAGAAAGCACACCAGUGCAAGUAGAUAAAUAGGUACUGCUCUGGCGGGAAGGUAAAUGGCGUUUCUGUGUACUCUGGUUUCUGUCAUGGUGUCCCGUUGCGCCAGAAGCGGUUUAAUCAUGCUGGGCACAUGACCCAGAAAAGCUGUCUGUGGACAAACACUGGCUCCCUCAGCCUGAAAGCGAGAUGAGUGCCGCAACCCCAUAGUCACCUUUGACUGGACUGAACUGUCCAGGGGUCCUUUACCUUUACCUCUACGAUUUUGUAGCUGCUCCUGGGGCAUCACCUAAGCAGGCUGCUGGCUGCUUUCGUUGCGUAUUUUUAUGUCGUAUUUUUAUGUCGUGAACUUCCCCUGUUAACGGAGAAAUCUGAGGGCUCCCUUGGACAAAAAACAAGGACACCAGCCAGGAAUACCAGAGCAAAACAGCAGCCUAUAGGCUUGGUCUUUAUUGAAGACUGUCGCGACAGGACUCCCACCUGCCAGAAGGUGCAACAAGAUGGAAGCCCCGAAUAAAGAGCCCCCAAACUUUUAUUAGCUGCUAAUCCCCAUGUUAGGGGACGCGGGUGGCGCUGUGGGUUAAACCACAGAGCCUAGGACUUGCUGAUUACAAGGUCAGCGGUUCAAAUCCCCGCGAUGGGGUGAGCUCCCGUUGCUCGGUCCCUGCUCCUGCCUACCUAGCAGUUCGAAAGCACGUCAAGUGCAAGUAGAUAAAUAGGUACCACUCCGGCGGGAAGGUAAACGGCGUUUCCGUGCGCUGCUCUGGUUCGCCAGAAGCGGCUUAGUCAUGCUGGCCACAUGACCCGGAAGCUGUACGCCGGCUCCCUCGGCCAGUAAAGUGAGAUGAGCGCCGCAACCCCAGAGUUGGCCAUGACUGGACCUAAUGGUCAGGCAUUCCUUUACCUAAUCCCCAUGUUACACCCCCCCAAACUACAUCAAUAAGACAUCAUGAAGAUCACGGGGUGUUAACGGAACAUCAGGUGGCAGUGUGCAAAUGUAAUAAAUGAAAUAAAACCAAACAGGCCUUGCUCGGCUCUCAUUGAUCUCUUCGCCAUAUUUUUUUAGGGCCACAGCUGGGACCAGGCUCAGCUCUCCAGGACCACCCAAGGCUUGACCGCUCUGCUCCUGUCCCUGAAGAAAUGCCCCAUGAUCCGCUACCAGCUCUCUUCUGAACCAGCCAAGAGGCUGGCAGAGUGCGUCAAGGUUCGUUCUUAUUUAGUAAAAGUAUUUGUAUGACACUGCCUAAUGAAUUAUUUUUUAAAGAGAACAUCAGGGCAGUUCUCAACAAAGUGCAUGUGAUAAAUCGUAAAGCACCCUUUGCCUUUUCCACAAGUCUCUCAAGAAAUUAGGGAUAAGUAACAUCUAAUUUGGGACGCGGGUGGCGCUGUGGGUUAAACCACAGAGCCUAGGGCUUGCUGAUCAGAAGGUCGGCGGUUCGAAUCCCCGCGACGGGGUGAGCUCCCGUUGCUCAGUCCCUGCUCCUGCCAACCUAGCAGUUUGAAAAAACGGCAAAGUGCAAGUAGAUAAAUAGGUACCACUCCGGCGGGAAGGUAAACGGCGUUUCUGUGUGCUGCUCUGGUUCACCAGAAGCAGCUUCGUCAUGCUGGCCACAUGACCCGGAAGCUGUUAUUUUGUACAUUUUGCCAGUAAAGCAAAAUGAGCGCCGCGACCCCAGAGUCGUCCGCAACUGGACAUAACGGUCAGGGGUCCCUUCACCUUUACCUUUAACAUCUAAUUCAGAGCUUUCCAAACUCUGUGUCGCGACAUGUUUUGUGUGUCGGAAGCAGUGGGCAGGUGUGUUGGGUCACACAAACGCUCCCAGCCCUCCUCCCGGGGCUGGAAAUGGGUUAGUUUAACCUCUGGUUUGCUAGUAAAAUUGAAUUACCGUGUCACAAAGUGAUGCAUGUCUAAAAUGUGUGUCACCGAGCUGAAAAGUUUGGAAAGCCCUGAUCUAAUUGGUUGGAAAUGUUUCUUGAUGUAACACAGAGCUUUUUAUUCUUAGCAAUCCUUGUGCCUCUGGAGGUCUCUCAGCUCUUGUGUUUCUCUGUAUCUUGCAAGUCACGAGCGCCACACUUUUUGCUCUCUCGUUUCUUAGGACGGCACCUUGCACUUACCUGUCUGUAUCUUAUUGGAAAUAUCUGGAUAACCAGCUUUAUCAUUUCUUCUGUUGACUAUAUGAUCCCGUGCCAACCUUGGUUCAGUUCGGUUUCGUUUUUAUGGGCUUGUCUCAUGACGUUCUAUUUUGUUAUUUGGGUUAUGUAUUAAAACGAAAACACUUUUAUUUGAAUUUGGGGCCCAUCUAGCUUAGUAUUGCCUACACUGACUGGCAGCAGUAGCUUUCUAGAUUUCAGGCAGGGGCCUAACUGCAGAUGCCCCUGGAGACUGAACCUGCAAGACAAGCAAUUGCUCUCCCACUGAGCCAAAAAAGUCACAGGCAAGUCUUUUUUGCCUUCCAGUGUCGGGGUAGAAAAACUAAGUUUGCAAUCCCUGUGCAGAGGACCUUUUUACACCUUAACUACCUGGCUAGCCUAUUCCUUUCCUCCUCUCCAAACAGCAAGUGAUCACGAAAGAGUAUGAGCUUUUUGACUUCCGUCGCACCGAAGUCCCUCCGUUGUUGCUGCUUCUGGACCGCUCGGAUGACGCCAUCACUCCGCUCCUGAACCAGGUGAGAGCCUCUCUGUUGCCUUGAAGCUGUCUUUAAAUGGGAAUCUGUGGAGCCUUCUACCUGGGAGGAGGUGGUGUUGGAAGCCGGAGAGGUAACAGAUCUUAGCGAGCGGAGAGUCUGUGGCAGAGAGCAGUCCAGAGGAGAGAGGCCAAGAGGCAGAGAUGAGACGCACAGGUGUCUCCCCCAUCCUGCUGCAGCAAGCUCCCCUCCCGCCUGGGCUCCCAGGACCAGGAGAGACAUGAAACGGGAGGAGCAAAGGCAGGUGUGAUGGCAGAGUCUCAGAUUGCUUGGGAAAACCUCCAGAGAGGAUGGAACUUAGUCCCCACAACUGCCUCAUAGGCAGGGCCAUCUUUUUUAUAUAUAUUUUUAUUGAACAGUUUUAACAAACAAAUUAUCAAUCAAUAUAACCAUUUACAUUCCCCCCCCUUUCUAUCCCCUCCCCCCAGGACUUCCCUCAGCUCCUCUCUGGUUUCUUUGCACAUAUUAUCCUCUGCAUAUUGUAAAAUUGUACAUAUCAUUGCCUUAUUUAUCAUAUAGGCAGGGCCGUCUUUACCCAGGGGUGCAAGGGGUGCGGGGCAUCCGGGCGCUGAAUUCUGGGGGGCACCUGGUGCCCGCCGCUGAAGCCGCCGAAGCUCUUAUCUACCUGUUAUGAAAUAAAUAAUUUUGAUCAAGCUAGAAAAACAAAAUACAUAUAUACCUAGACAUUACCGAAAUGUAUACCUACUGUUUCACUAAAGGGCUUUCGACUUUGUGCGCUUAUUUACCAAAGACGCGCUGCGCCAGCGGCGGCGCUUGUCAUUUACAACGGUGGCACUUCUCAGACUCAACGAUGGCGCUUGUCAUUCUCAACGGUGCCGUGCACGCAAAAUUAUCUAAAUUUGGGGACGCUGGGCGGAUCUUUGCACCCCGGCGGCACAUAUGGUAAAGACGGCCCUGCUCAUAGGGGCAAGACCUACGAAGAAGGGUUGGCACUCCCGAGCACACCUUGUUUCUUCUGAUAAAGUGUUUGCCUAUUCGGUGUGAUUUAUUGCUGACCCACCCCAACACUAUACCAAGCGCCACUGGUCCAUCUAGGUCAGCGUUGCCUACACUGGCUGGCAGUGUCAUGGUCCGGUUCACGGGCGAUCGAAGUCCCGGCUGGGGACGUCAGGACCAGGGGGAAGAUGGCGGGGUGGGAACAGGAACAGGGGUCCAGAAGCCAGGAGUCGGGAAGCCAAGAGUCCGAGGGUCAGAGAGCUGGGAGUCACGAAGUCAGGGGUCUGAGGAUCAAGAAGCAAGGAGUCACGAAGUCAGGGGUCCGAGGAUCAGGAAGUGAGGAGUCACGAAGUCAGGGGUCCGAGGAUCAAGAAGCAAGGAGUCACGAAGUCAGGGGUCCGAGGAUCAGGAAGUGAGGAGUCACGAAGUCAGGGGUCCGAGGAUCAAGAAGCAAGGAGUCACGAAGUCAGGGGUCCAAGGAUCAAGAAGCAAGGGGUCCGAGGAUCAAGAAGCAAGGAGUCACGAAGUCAGGGGUCCGAGGAUCAGGAAGCGAGGAGUCACGAAGUCAGGGGUCCGAGGAUCAGGAAGCGAGGAGUCACGAAGUCAGGGGUCCGAGGGUCAGGAAGCGAGGAGUCACAAAGUCAGGGGUCCGAGGAUCAGGAAGCGAGGAGUCAAACACAACAAGGCAGGGAACGUGUUGCUGUGGCAAAGAGCCGAAGGGAAAUGCUGACCUUAUAUCCCUUCCCGGCUCUUGCCACCAGGUGCUGUGAGUUACCAACUGGCCUCACCUGUGCGGCCGCGCCUUGCCUCUUCAGAACAAACUUAGGAAGGCCCCAGUCCUGGUCACAGGGCCUGGCUCCUGCACGCACACCUGACAGGCAGCAGCUCUCUGGGGUUUCAGAUGGAGAUGUUUAGAGAUGCCUGCGAAAGUCCCAAUGAUCCUUUUCCUAAGUUUUGGAACUUUUCUUGCUUCUGCUUACUCUUCUGACUCUCUUUUCCUCUCUGCGUAGUGGACAUAUCAGGCAAUGGUCCACGAACUGCUUGGGAUUAACAACAACCGCAUCGAUCUCUCGCGAGUCCCGGGCAUAAGUAAGGACCUCCGGGAGGUGGUCUUGUCGGCCGAGAACGAUGAGUUUUACGCCAACGUAAGUCUUUUGGAAGGUACCUUUUAUCACAUGUGGUGGUCAUGUAGGGUAAUAGAGGCUUUCUGGGAAAUGAUAUAUAACGAACUGAAAAAAAUGUUUUAAAUAACUUUUGUUAAAAAAAACCACAGAAGCCUUUUUGUUAGGAAUUAUAGGUACUGAUAUCCCAAAGGAACAGAAAAGACUAUGUAUGUGACAACAGCAGCAUAAAUGCUAUUAGCCCAGAGAUGGAAGGAAGAAACAGUCCCUAGUAGAGAGGAAUGGCAAACCAAGCUGUUAAGACUAUGCCGAAAUAGCAAAACUGACCGGAAAGCUCAGGAACCAAGAAGACAAGAAAUUCAAUAAAAAAGGGGGGGGGAUUAUAAUUUAUUUAGGAGACCACUGUAAGCAGAUGAAAACAUUAGCAGGAUUUUAAUCUCACUUGUAAUGGAGCAAAUACUACUGACAAUAUGGAUACAGUGGUACCUUGGUUCUCAAACUCCUUGGUACUCAAGCAACUUGGAACCCAAACACUGCAAAGCCGGAAGUAAGUGUUCCACUUUGCGAACUUUUUUCGGAAGCCAAACGUGCUCCAUUUUGAGUGCCACACUUCUGUUUUCAGUGUUACUCUGAGGUCUGUCUGUUCUUGGUAUUUAUUUUUGUUUUUGCGGCUGUUUUGUUUUUGUGACUGUGUGCGACCCAGUCCAGUUACUGAUUGAUUGUGUGACUGCAGUACAUUGUCUGUUGCUUUCAUUUUAUGACUCAACGGUCUCGUUAGAUAGUAAAAUUCAUGUUAAAUUGUUGUUUUGGGGGUUGUUUUUAAAAGUCUGGAACGGAUUAACCCACUGUGCAUUACUUUCUAUGGGAAAGCGCACCUUGGUUUUGGAACGCUUUGGUUUUGGAACGGACUUCCGGAACGGGUUAAGUUUGAGGACCAAGGUACCACUGUAGAUAUAAAAUAUAGAUUAUGAAAUAAUAUGCAGUUGAAAAUCUUGACAAUAGGACUCAUGGAGGUGAUGGGGGAGAAGUCCCAGGAUUCAGAGUAAUCUCUUUAAAUGGAUGUGUAUUUGGUAUGGUUAUAAAUUUAUAUUUGUAAAAUAAAAUACAAACCAUUUAAAAAAAAAAACAGUCUUUUGGGGACCGCUCUGUAGGAUGCUGAACGAGAUGCUGGGGCCCCCUGACAUUUUCUUCGAUCCACUGCUUUUUCUCAUUUGCAGAACAUGUACCUAAACUUUGCGGAAAUCGGAAGCAACAUCAAGAACCUGAUGGAAGACUUCCAGCGGAGGAAGCCUAAGGAGCAGCAGAAGCUGGAAUCCAUCGCAGACAUGAAGGUAGCUUGGAAUAAUAAUAAUUAAUAAAUAAAUAAAUAAAUAAAUAAAUAAAUAAAUAAAAUUUUAUUUCUAUCCCACCCUCCCCAGCCGAAAUCUGGCUCAGAGCGGCUAACAACAAUAAAAUAAUACAGCAUUCUAGGGAAGGCCAUCAGCAAACACUUGCCCACCAGGAGCAGGGAGCUUGCAAGACUUUUGGUCCGGGGGGAAUGGCAGACCAAGUUAAUGGAAUACGCAGAAAUGGCGAGACUGAUGGGAAAGAUCAGAAACCAGGAAGCUCAAGUAUUCUUAAAAGAUUGGAGUAACUUUUUAUAAUAUACUUAAAAGACCCUGUAGGCAGUUAAAAUCAUUGGCAGGGAUACAAUGACACUUGUAAUGUGAAAUGGUAACUACGAUUAUACAACAGAUGGAUAACGGUAAAAAAUGCAGAAAAAAGAAUUUUUAUUAUUAAUUUUUGGAAAUGGAACCCAUGAAGGGAGGGGAGGAGGUCCGAAGGUUUCAAAAGAACCUUUUUAUUUUUAUGUUUUGGAAUGAUUAAAAUUAUUGCGUAUAAAUUCAUGUAAAAUCAAUAAAAAAUUAAUUAAAAAAAAACAGUUUUGGACUGGGACCUGGAGGAGACCUGGGUUCAAAUCCCCACGCAGCUGUGAAGCUUGACUUGGGGCCAAUCAUUGCCUUUUAGCGUGGGUAGGCAAACUAAGGCCCGGGGGCCGGAUCCUGCCCAAUCGGCUUCUAAAUCCAGCCCACAGACGAUCUGGGAAUCAGCGUGUUUUUACAUGAGUAGAAUGUGUCCUUUUAUUUAAAAUGCAUCUCUGGGUUAUUUGUGGGGCAUAGGAAUUCGUUCAUAUAUUUUUUAAAAAAAUAUAGUCCGGUCCCCCACAAGGUCUGAGGGACAGUGGACCGGCCCAGCUUAAAAAGUUUACUGAUCCCUGCCUUUUAGCCUGAUCCAGUGGCGUAGCGUGGGGGGUGCAGGGGGGCCGGCCGCACCGGGCGCAACAUCUGGGGGGGCGCGCUCGCACUCGCAGCUCUCUGCUCGAGUGCUAAAAUCCACGGGUUAGGGGGCGCAAAUUACUUGCCUUGCCCCGGGUGCUGACAACCCACGCUACGCCACUGGCCUGAUCUACCUCAAAGGGUUCUUAGCAGGAUAAAACAGGGAGAACUUUGGGCGCCACCUUCAGCUGCGUUGAGGAAACGUGAUUCAGCAGCCGGGCUCUGAGGUGUCCUCUCCCCUUCCUCUCCAUCCUUCAGGCCUUUGUGGAGAACUACCCUCAGUUCAAGAAGAUGUCCGGCACCGUUUCCAAGCACGUCACGGUGGUGGGGGAGCUGUCCCGGCUGGUGAGCGAGAGGAACUUGCUGGAGACUUCGGAGGUGGAGCAGGAGCUGGCCUGCCAGAACGAUCACUCCAGCGCUUUGCAGGUACCCCAAGCCCUGAGCCUGGAGCCAUCUCCAAACCCAUAAAUAAAUAAACCCCUCUUGGUGCGCUGUAUGUUAAAAUAAACUGUGCCAUGGAAGUAGAAGCAUUAGAAGGCAUGCAAUCAAAGGGCCCAAAGCAUAUUUUCCCAGCCUGGCUCAGGGAUGUUUACAUCAUACUACUACUACUACUAAUAAUAAUAAUAAUUUAUUAUUUGUACCCCACCCAUCUGGCUGGGUUUCCCCAGCCACUCUAGGCGGCUUCCAACAAAGAUUAAAAAUACAUUAAAUGUCACACAUUAAAAGCUUCCCUGAACAGGACUGCCUUCAGAUGUCUUCUAAAUGUCAGGUAGUUGUUUAUCUCUUUGACAUCUGGUGGGAGGGCGUUCCACAGGGCGGGCACCACCACCGAGAAGGCCCUCUGCCUGGUUCCCUGUAGCUUUGCUUCUCGCAGGGAGGGAACCACCAGAAGGCCCUCAGUGCUGGACCUCAGUGUCUGGGCAGAACGAUGGGAGUGGAGACGCUCCUUCAGGUAUACUGGGCCGAGGCCGUUUAGGGCUUUCAAGGUCAGCACCAACACUUUGAAUUGUGCUCGGAAAUGUACUGGGAGCCAAUGUAGGUCUUUCAAGACCGGUGUUAUGUGGUCUCGGUGGCUGCUCCCAGUCCCCAGUCUAGCUGCCGCAUUCUGGAUUAAUUGCAGUUUCCGGGUCACCUUCAAAGGUAGACCCAUGUAGAGCGCAUUGCAGUAGUCCAAGCGGGAGAUAACUAGAGCAGCAACAGAUUUGGUUUGGUUCGUAGGCCCAAAACCAAACCCUGACUUCGGAUCAUGGCUUGUUGGCAGAAAGCAAAGCACAGUUCUAGGCUCGCUUCACAAUUCCAAACGAAACAAACCACGGUUUAGUGUUCCGUGUGAACCAGACAUGUUCGUGUGUUUCUGUUUACGUCUAAAUCUUCCAGUCUUUCAGCCUCCAAUAAUGUUGGAAGUGCUUUUGGGGAUAUCUAACCUGCUUUUCAGUUGACGGGUGCAUUCUCAGCUUUCAAAAGCUCAGAAAUGACCAGGACUAAAAAGCGAAAAGAAGAAAUUAUUGGGGUUCCGUUCUGCGUUCUUAAAGGUUCUCCUUCUCUGGAUCCUACACUCCACCCUCUACUCUAAAUCCUGGGAUCUUUCAGAGAGAUGCUGCUUUUAUAUAAAGAAUUUCUUUGGGGCAGUGGAGAUACUUUCUAAUUUUAUUUCGGGGGGAAAGCUUCACAAGGAAUCCUCUGUCUGCCUCCGGAGCUUAGAUGGGACGUCUGUUUCCUCCGUAGCCCAUAGAAUUCAUAGACUGACCCCGCCAGCUGACACCACAUCAGUGUGGAUGAAUUAGGCUUGUCGGCUGUUAACAAUGCAGCCCUUUUUAUGAGGGAUCUUCCGGCGCCUCCGGGGGCCUAGAUGGGCAGGGAGGUCAAAGGUCAAAAUGGGUGGGUUUAGAUGCUGUCAGGGCAGAAACUUCUGUGUGGAUCUCAGCUUCCGACCACAGGGAAACUCUCUUUUCUGAAUUUUAAGCCGCAAUUCUCAAGCUGCUUUGGGGCUCAGAAAUGCCUCCAUAGAUAAGACGGAGGAAUGUCCUUGGCAGUGGGGGGAAAAGUGCAUUCUGCACGAACUCAGAGGCAGCCUUCUGCAAGAAGGCUCCCAAGCCAGCCCUCCCGAUUCAGCGGGAGAUCUUUGCGUCAAGAAAAGGCUUGGACUUAAGAGUACCCUGAGCCUGUGAUGUUGUUUAUUUAAUUGUUUAGUCGUGUCCGACUCUUCGUGACCCUAUGGACCAGAGCACGCCAGGCUCUCCUGUCUUCCACUGCCUCCCGCAGUUUGGUCAAACUCAUGCUGGUAGCUUCAAGAACACUGUCCCACCAUCUCGUCCUCUGUCGCCCCCUUCUCCUUGUGCCCUCCAUCUUUCCCAACAUCAGGGUCUUUUCCAGGGAGUCUUCUCUUCUCAUGAGGUGGCCAAAGUACUGGAGCCUCACCUUCAGGAUCUGUCCUUCCAGUGAGCACUCAGGGCUGAUUUCCUUCAGAAUGGAGAGUUUUGAUCUUCUUGCAGUCCAUGGGACUCUCAAGAGUCUCCUCCAGCACCAUAAUUCAAAAGCAUCCAUUCUUCGGUAAUCAGCCUUCUUUAUGGUCCAGCUCUCAUUUCCAUCCACCACUACUGGGAAAACCAUAGCUUUGACUAUACGGACCUUUGUAGGCAAGAUGAUGUCUCUGCUUUUUAAGAUGCUGUCCAGGUUUGUCAUUGCUUUUCUCCCAAGAAGCAGGCGUCUUUUAAUUUCGUGACUGCUGUCACCAUCUGCAGUGAUCACGGAGCCCAAGAAAGUAAAAUCUCUCACUGCCUCCAUUUCUUCCCCUUCUGUUUGCCAGGAGGUGAUGGGACCAGUCGCCAUGAUCUUAGCUUUUUUAACUUUGAGUUUCUGACCAUAUUUUGUACUCUCCUCCACCCCCCAAAUCUGCAGAUGGAAGGCGGUAUACAAAUUUAAUAAAAUAAUAAUAAAUACGGAAUUCAGAUUGUGAUGCAAGCAAAGAUGCAAGGCGGGAAAUGAAACAAGCAAUGAAAUUACAGUUAAAAAUCCAGUCCGUUGCGGCUGCUACAAGAGUUGCUCUCCCAAGUGGCCCGCUGUUCACCGAGACUUGCUGAUUUUCAGGCCAUCUCUGUGGCUGAAAACAUUUGAGAAGCAAGGCCUUUGAUGGCUUUGAAAGGGGAGGAAGCCACCCCAUCAGGAUGGUUUAUGUGGAGCAUUUAAGUCAGCCUUUCCCAACCAAGGCAUCUUCCUGACGUUAGAUCUAAGCCCAUUCAUUUCCAUGCUUAAACUCUGAGCAGAGCUAACACUGGGUUUCAUCCACGUGUUAUCUAGACACAAAUCUGCAGCAUAAUAAUCAUAAUUUAUUAUUUAUAUCCCGCCCAUCUGGCUGGGUUUCCCCAGCCACUCUGGGCGGCUUCCAACUAAAGAUUAAAAAUACAUUAAAACAUCAGUCAUUACUUCCCUAAACAGGGCUGCCUUCAGAUGUUUUCUAAAAGUCAGAUAGUUGUUUAUUUCAUUGGCAUCUGGUGGAAAGGCGUGCCAUAGGGUGGGUGCCACCACCGAAAAGGCCCUCUGCCUGGUUCCCUGUAGCUUGGCUUCUCGCAGUGAGGGAACCACCAGAAGGCCCUCAGAGCUGGACCUCAGUGUCCGGGUAGAACAAUGGGGGUGGAGACACUCCUUCAGGUAUACUGGGCCGAGGCCGUUUAGGGCUUUCAAGGUCAGCACCAACACUUUGAAUUGUGCCUGGAAACGUACUGGGAGCCAAUGUAGGUCUUUCAAGACCAGUGUUAUGUGGUCUCGGCGGCCGCUCCCAGUCCCCAGUCUAGCUGCCGCAUUCUGGAUUAGUUGCAGUUUCCGGGUCACCUUCAAAGGUAGCCCCACGUAGAGCGCAUUGCAGUACAGUGGUACCUCGGGUUAAGAACUUAAUCCAUUCCGGAUUAACCUGAAACUGUUCUUAACCUGAAUUUAGCUAAUGGGGCAUCCCACUGCCGCCACGUGAUUUCUGUUCUCAUCCUGAAGCAAAGUUCUUAACCCGAGGUACUAUUUCUGGGUUAGCAGAGUCUGUAACCUGAAGCAUCUGUAACCCGAGGUACCACUGUAGGCCAAGCGAGAGAUAACCAGAGCAUGCACCACUCUGGCGAGACAGUCUGUGGGCAGGUAGGGUCUCAGCCUGCGUACCAGAUGGAGCUGGUAGACAGGAUGCCCCACCGUCGUCCCCCGCCCCAAAAGCCUCGUCUCUCCUGCUGCAGAACAUCCGCCGGCUCUUGCAGAACCCCAAAGUGAGCGAGCUGGAUGCCACCCGCCUGGUGAUGUUGUAUGCCCUUCACUACGAGAGACACAGUAGCAACAGCCUCCCAGGACUCAUGACAGAGCUGAGGAACCGAGGAGUCUCCGAGAAGCACCGGAAGGUGGGUAGGGGUCCCGAGCCCUCCAGGGGGCGCGGAGAACCUGUCCUUAGGAGCAAAGACUGUGGAGUGGGUCCAUACAUUGUUACGAUACUGCUUCAAACAUGCGUUAUCGCUUUGUUUUUGUUUCAUUGUUUUGCAUUCUCAUUUUGGUUUUAUUAUUUUGUACUUACUUCGGGGGGUUUUUUAUUCUCGUUUUGUUUUGUUUUUUCUUUUUGUUUUUUCAAAAAAAAAAUUAUUAAGUUUUCCACGAUUAUACCACAUAGCCAAACAAAUAACACAAAAAGAAAGAAAGGGGGGAAGGAAUAGAAAAUACACCCCAAAAAAUGAAAACAGUACAAUAAACAUCUUAUCCACCACCAUACAAGAAAUAAACAAUAAGAACAAAAUUAAUCCUUUAAAGAUCCAUGCUUAUUUACAUAUUGGUUGACUUCCUCCAUUCCCUUCCUUCUGAAUUUCCAUGUAUCUAUGUGUAACAGCUUUCCAAUAUCAUUCUUAAACCAAAAUAUUUCCAAUUUUUAUCUAACUUUUUAUCUUAUCUUAUUUUCUUUUUCUUUACGUUUUGUAUUUUCUGUUGUCAACUUCCCUGGAAUCCUUCCGACGAAGGGUGGUCUAGAAACUUGAUUAAUCAUAAUAAUAUUAAGCAUUUGAACGAUUUCUGUGUAGGAUAACAACAAAAAACAAAGUAAAAGGAUAUCAAAUGUCUAAGAAACUUUAGAGUAACAAAAAUAUAACAAAGCUAUUAUUUGUCCUACUGGAAAAUAGCAAUGAGGAAUACACUGGGGUUGACGGGAAGUCAUAGGUAAUAAAACAAGAAUGUAUGAUGAAAUGAACUGUUUAGGAAUGAAUGGAUUUAUUUUUGUGGUUUUUUGAAAUAGCAUACAUGCGAAUCUUUUGUUAUCAUUUAAACACCAUAAAGGCGGGGGGGAGGGGAAAAAAGAAUAAUAAUAAUAAUCAGUGCUUUUUUUCUUUAAAAAAUGUUUAGGGGUACUCUCAUUUUGACUCCAGAAAAUCACCAUUUUAUAGUUCAAAUCGGGGGGAAUAAAUCUAGUAAAUACUACGAAACUGACCAAUUGCCGUGCUAGAUUCCAACUCCUACUUCACACAUUAAACGCUCGCUUCCGUCUGAGACUCGGGAAACACCGUGACAGGAAUUGAGGCUGCCAUCGGGGAUAGCGACGGAACUGUGAUGAUUCACCACGCUAGAGAAGAAACUAAUUUUUUUAGUUUCUUCUCCUGGUGGAUUCACAAAAUGUUUAGGGGUGUGCGUCCCCCUGUGUCCCCCCAGGAAAAAACCAACUGAUAAUAUGUAAUAAUAAUAAUAAUUUAUUAUUUAUACCCUGCCCAUCUGGCUGGGUUUCCCCAGCCACUCUGGGCGGCUUCCAACAAAGGUUAAAAGUACAUUAAAACAUCAGUCGUUAAAAACCUCCCUAAACCUUCAGAUGUCUUCUAAAACGUCAGAUAGUUGUUUCUGACAUCUGAUGGGAGGGCGUUCCACAGGGUGGGCUCCACCACCGAGAAGGCCCUCUGUCUGGUUCCCUGUAACCUCACUUCUAGCAGCGAGGGAACCGCCAGAAGGCCCUCGGAGCUGGACCUCAGUGUCCGGGCUGAACGAUCGGGGUGGAGACACUCCUUCAGAUAUACUGGACCGAGGCCGUUUAGGGCUUUCAAGGUCAGCACCAACACUUUGAAUUGUGCCUGGAAACGUACUGGGAGCCAAUGUAGGUCUUUCAAGACCAGUGUUAGAUAGGCUGUCUCUGAAUCUGGAGGUAUCGGGCCAAAGGAAGCCCAUCCAGUCCAGCCUCCUGUUCUCCCAGUGGCUAAAUACCCCUGAGAACCUAGGAAUCGAGAUAGACUCUGACCCUGGAGGUUUCAUCAGAGCAGAAGAAGAUCCCUGCUGAAUCAGACCUGAAAGUGGGCCCAUCUAGUCUCUUGUAGGUCGUAAUAAUGUUUGUCUAGUUGGCGGCUUCCACGUUUCUGCUGGAUGUGGCUGGUUAAACCAUGGAACGAACUCCCACACAGGACGCAGGGAUGGCCGCUAACCCAGACGGCUCUGAAAGUCAAGGAAUGGACAAAUUCAGGGAGGAGGAAGAGGGCUGUCGAGGGCUCCUAGCCAGCAGAACUGCUCUCCACAGCAAUGCUUUUGAAUCCCAAUUUCUGGAAGCCACAGGAGAGGACUCUUGUUCUUGAAUUCUGCUUGUUGGCUUCCCAUUGGGGCGUCCGGUCAGCCACUGGGAGAACAGGAUCCUGGCCUGGUUGGGUCCGGCAGGCUCUUCUCACACUUUGCUCUUUCUCUCCUGGCUCAGCUGGUGUCGGCUGUCGUAGAAUAUGGAGGGAAGCGUGUUCGUGGGAGCGACCUCUUCAACUCCAAAGAUGCUGUCGCCAUCACCAAACAGUUCCUGAAAGGACUAAAGGUGGGGGCCGUUCUUCCAGAUAACCGUGGUUUUUAUUUUCGCAGCCUCGCUGAGCCCGGAGAGAGCAUUCGCUUUUCCCUCUUGUGUUUCCUUCUUCCAAUAGGGCGUCGAAAACGUCUACACCCAACACCAGCCGUUGCUGCACGAGACUCUCGACCAGCUGAUCAAGGGGAAACUAAAAGACAACCAGUACCCCUACCUUGGCCCCAGCACCCUCCGCGACAGGUAAGGGUGGCAGGCGUGGUCUCUCCUAGCUGGGGAUGCCUCCAGGGGCUGGAUCUGGGACCAUGCAGAAACCAGGUGAUCUAUAGACCACUGAGCUGCUAAAAAAUAAAGUAAGAUUGCAGUCCUGAGGUCCAGUGCCGAGGGCCUUCUGGCAGUUCCCUCGCUGCGAGAAGCCAGGUUACAGGGAACCAGGCAGAGGGCCUUCUCGGUGGUGGCGCCCUCCCUCUGGAAUACCCUCCCAUCAGAUGUUAAGGAAAUUCUGACUUUUAGAAGACAUCUGAAGGCAGCCCUGUUUAGGGAACCCUAACCCUGUUUAGGGAAGCUAUUAAUGACGGACUAUUGUAUUUUAAGGGACGUGGGUGGCGCUGUGGGUUAAACCACAGAGCCCAGGACUUGCCGAUCAGAAGGUCGGCGGUUCGAAUCCCCGCGACGGGGUGAGCUCCCGUUGCUCGGUCCCUGCUCCUGCCAACCUAGCAGUUCGAAAGCCCAUCAAAGUGCAAGUAGAUAAAUAGGUACCACUCUGGCGGGAAGGUAAACGCCGUUUCCGUGCGCUGCUCUGGUUCGCCAGAAGCGAUUUAGUCAUGCUGGCCACAUGACCCGGAAGCUGUACGCCAGCUCCCUCGGCCAGUAAAGUGAGAUGAGCGCCGCAACCCCAGAGUCGUCCGUGACUGGACCUAAUGGUCAGGGGUCCCUUUACGCUUUACCUUAUUGUAUUUUAAUAUUUUGUUGGAAGCCGCCCAGAGUGGCUGGGUAAACCCUACCAGAUGGGUGGGGUAUAAAUAAUAAAUUAUUAUUGCUAUUAUUAUUAUUAUUAUUAUUAUUAUUAUUAUUAUUAUUUAUUAUAUUAUCCUCACAGUUCUGAACCAAGGCCUGGUUCAGAUAGGAGCCGAGGAAGCUGACUUAUAAUGUAAUCAGGCCAUGGUUCCCUCUAGCUCAGUAUGGUCAGCACUGACCGGCAACAGGGGGUUGGACUCGAUGGCCCUUGUGGUCUCUUCCAACUCUAUGAUGCUAUGAUUCUAACAUCUCUUUCCAACUCUGGCAUCUCUCCCACACCUAGAGAUGCUGCCUGCGGGGCUGGAGCCCUUCUCCUGAGCCCUGCCGCUCCCUAAAUCGUUCCGUAACCGUCACAAGACAAGGGCUGAAAUAAGCACCUCGACAGUAUAUUUUUUGUGGCGAACGCCUCCCUACGGCCGAAAGCUUUCUAGCUCUCUGAUUGAAUUGCUGCCUGCUCCCCUGAGCAGCUGGCUUACAAACUGACUUGGCGCUGGUUUUCCUCGUUUGCGACCUGCGCUGUGGUUUUUUUGUUUUGUUUUCUGUACUCUCCACAAACUGCGAUCCCCGUCAGAGUUCAAACGUAAUGGGGGCGGAAGGCUGAUAGGAUUUGCAUUUGUUUAUUUGCAUGAGCCUCGUAAAACUAGCCUCCCCAUCAAAAUUUCAAAGCAGAGGGUCUGCCUGUCUUUUUUCAUUCUGCUUCUCCUAAGCGCCCAUAAGGCACCACCUUCCCUGGCGAGUUGUCACCGUGCAACCUUAUUUCUUUUAUUUCCACAUUCUUCCCUUUAUAUCCCGCCUUCCUUCCAUCAUAGAACCCAAGGCUUCGAGUCGGUCGGCACAGCUGAGAGAUCACCAACUUUGGGCUCUUAGGCCAUCCCAGUUGUUCAUCAUUUUGUUUCUUUAGAUAAGUAACUCAAGAGUGAACCCACUGGGUUCUCUCUCUCUCUUUUUCACUGGGUUCUCUCUCUUUUUAUAUAAAUUUUUAUUAGCUUUACAUAAAAGUUAUACACCAUAAACAUAACAUUUUCACACACUGAAAAAAAAGAAAAAGGUUAUUUCGAACCUUGCGACCUCCUUCCUUCCCUCUAUGGGUUUCCAAUUCUAAAUUUUAUUCCUGCAUCUUUUCCUGUAAUCUAUCUGCUAUAUAAUCAUAGCAUCCACAAGCCACAUUACAAGUGUCAUUGUAUUCCUGCCAGUGAUUUCAGCUGUUUACAGUGAUCUCUCAAAUAUGUUGGAAAGUUAUUCCAGUCUUUUAAAAAUACGUGGUCUUCCUGAAGGAAGGGCUCAGCAUUCUCUGUUCACUAGUGCAAGGGCUUUCAUAUAUAUAUAUAUCAUUUUUAUUUAUUUUCCAUUUAAUAAUAUACACUCACAUCCACUUUACGUCUCUGGCUCUUUAGAGCUUGUCAACUUCCUUCCCUCCCACCUCAUGGCUCUCAGAAUUAACCUUUAUAUCAUUGUGUUUUGUACAUUUUCCCAUUCUAAUUACACACAUUACAAAAUAACUCAAAAUUUAAAUAAAUAUAGAAAGGUAAAGAACUUUUCAUUAUAAGUCUUCAAACAACCCUGCUAGUGAUGUUAAUUGCUUACAGUAAUCUUUCAAAUAUCGUAUGAAUUUACUCCAGUCCUUUUGGAAUACUUGAUCCUUCUGGUUUCGGAUUUUUCCUGUCAGCUUUGCCAGUUCUGUAAAGUCCAUAAUCUUCACCUGCUCCCCUUCUUUCGUCAGUACUUCUUGUUUCCAUUUUUGGGCUAAAAUAAUUAUUGCGGCAGUUGUUGCAUACACUAGUGUGAUGAUACACUAGUGCGAGGGCUUUUGCACCAGCAGGCAGGUGAGUUUUACUGCUGCGCAACGGAGGAAUCCAUUGCCGCAGCUGCGCCAGCGUAAACUCGCCAUGUGACCGAUUGUGUCAUGCAGCGAAGUUGCCAGGGACCUGCUCUUGCGAGUUCUGCUGCGUAGCAAGUUGCCGCGAGUGCAAAAACAUUUCACCAGUAGAACAAGGAUACGGCUUUGUUGUUUAGUCGUGUCCGACUCUUUGUGACCCCCUGAACCAGAGCACGCCAGGCACUCCUGUCUUCCACUGCCUCCCGCAGUUUGGUCAAACUCAUGCUGGUAGCUUCGAGAACACUGUCCAACCAUCUCGUCCUCUGUCAUCCCCUUCUCCUUGCGCCCUCCAUCUUUCCCAACAUCAGGGUCUUUUCCAGGGAGCUUCCUGCAGCCAAUCGGAAGCCGCAGAAGCUGUCUGGCUUCCAAAAAACGUUCACAAACCGGACACUCACUUCCGAGUUUGCGACAUUCAGGAGUCGGUUUGUUCGUCAACCAAAGUGUUCGACUACCAGGGUACCACUGUAUUGGGAUUUUAAAAAGGGGAAAUAAAGCCGGAUAUUUAGUUGGACGGGAAAGAAAUUCACCAGUUUUAUAGAAUUGUAUAGUUGCAAGGGAUCCUGAGAGUCAUUUAGUUCACCCUCCUGCUGUGGAAGAAUCUCAAAUAAAGCAUCCAUGACAGACGGCCAGCCAGCCUCUCACGUUCUGCUACAAGAACAAUAGAAUUGCCAGCAAAACACCUAUAUUGUGAAGUGUCCUGUCUGCCCCAGACAUUUGAUGGGGUAUCGCAACCCAUGUUUUCCCCCAAAGUAACAGACAGGGAACUGCUGUCUGUUAAACUUUGUUGUUGUUGUUGAAGAAUUUCUUUUUAAAAACCAUAUUUUAUUGCGCUUUACUUGUCAAAUUUAAACAUCUGCAUCAUAUAGGAUUCCUUGAAUCCUUUUGACUCCCCUCCACCCUUCCAUGGUUACCUUUUUCAAACUUUUUCUACUGCUUCACUUAUUUUGUCUGUUUUUCUUAUAUAAUCAAUUUUUUCCUUUGUUUUUAAUACAUUACAUACGUUAUUCGAAUCCUGCCAAAGUUUUUAGUUGAUUACAGUGUUCUCUUAGAUUAUAAUUUUUUUCUCAUUCCUUUUUAAAGUUCAUCACUUCCUAGUUUCUGAUUUUCCCAAUCAUUUUUGCCAUUACGGCGUAGUCCAGGGGUCAGCAAACUUUUUCAGCAGGGGGCCGGUCCACUGUCCCUCAGACCUUGUGGGGGGCCGGACUAUAUUUUUGGGGGGGAAUGAAUGAAUUCCUAUUCCCCACAAAUAACCCAGAGGUGCAUUUUAAAUAAAAGGACACAUUCUACUCAUGUAAAAACACGCUGAUUCCCGGACCGUCCACAGGCCGGAUUUAGAAGGCGAUUGGGCCGGAUCUGGCCCCUGGGCCUUAGUUUGCCUACCCAUGGCGUAGUCCAUGAUCUUCACCAGUCAUUCGUCUCUGGUCGGGACUUUAUCUUCUUUCCAUCUCUGGGCCACCCUUUGCCCGUAAAUCUCAGGGUAGUUCACAACAUAAAAUGAACAAUAUAAAAACACACAAAAUACGUACUAAAAUUAAGGGUGCCGAGGGUUGCUGGGAGGGUGGAAGGUUACUGAAACUGAGGUUUGAAGGCAGGGAUGGGGGGGAAAUGAAUCAAUCUGGAUUCCAGACAGGUCUGAUAAAGGAGAAGAUCCCCGCGGAUUAGCCGUGCGUCUCGCUCCUGGAAAAAGCCUGCCUGUCUCAAAAUUUACGACGCCGUCCUUUUCUUAUCUGUCAGACAAACUUGCAGAAAGGGACCUUUCUGUCUGGCUCGGAAGGAGCUGAAACCCGCCAUUAAUAUUUUUCCGGAGGGGCGCUGUGUGUGACCACCCGCCUCCCCUUCCCCACCCAAAGAUAAUUCGGGAACGUUUCCUGGCAGGCCCCAAACGAUCUGUAGUUUGCCUCUUGUGAGCUCAUAACUCCUUUUCCUUGUUGGUAACUGGAGUGAUGAAUGGGCCAUGAAGCUGUCAGCGGAGCUGCGAAGCGUGGACACCAUUCGUGACAAAAUGCUCCACCUUCCCCCGGGGAAUUUUUUAUUUUUAUUAAAACGCUCAUCAGAUGCAUCGGAGUUCUGUACUACAGAACCACAGACCCUUCUCCCCUUUUCCUGAACCUCACUUUGAGGGCGGGGGGAGCUGUGUUCUUUUCAAACUAUGGAUAAGGAAUCCCACUUUAAGGUGGUCAAAUCCAGAUUUUCCCCCAGCCACAUGUUUUGCAGGCACCCUCCCAUAGUCCUUCAGCUUUCACGAUGCUUCUCGUCUGCCUGGAUCGUAGAAUCAAACGAGUCGGAAGGGAACACGAGAGCCAUCUGGCCCAACUUCUUCACAAUGCUGGAAUCUUUUUCCCCCAAAAAAAUUUGUAUUCAUUUUCCAGAAAAAAUUUAAGACAAACAAACAAACAAACAUAGAUACUAAUUGUAAUUAAACCAAUCUUAAUAACAUUAUUAAGUGACUUCCUCAAAUCCCCCGGUUGAAUUUCAUUGUAUAUCAUUUUAACAGUUUUCCAAAAUCAAUCUUCUCAAAAAAUUAACUUUGUCACUUAGCAUCUUUCAGUCUUUCUAAUCUAGCUUUAAACAUCUUAUUUCCUAUCCUUACAUAUUUAAAUCCUAAGCCUAUGUAAUAUUUGCAAGCUUUUCCAAUUAAGUUAUCUUAACAUAUUUAGCUAAAUAGUCUUUAAAUUUUAUCCAUUCUUCCUGGUGCUGCUCCUCCUUCUGGUCGCGGACUCUUCCAUCAGGUCGGCUAGCUCCGAAAAAUCCAUCAUCUUCAUCUGCCAAUCUUCCACUGUUGGUACUUCUUCUGUUUUCUGCAAUGCAGGAAUCUUUUGCUCAAUGUCGGACUCGAACCCACGGCCCAGAGAUGAAGAGUCUCACACUCUACCAACUGCGAGCUCUCGGGACAGAAAGGUGUGUGUGUAGGAACACACAAAGGUUAAGAUCUCUGGUGCAGCCCCACCUGUUAGCAUUCCACUCCUCCGUUUCUGGUUGUGUGAUUGUUACUUCACAUGUCUGUGUUUACUUUCUAUAUAAACACACAAGACGUAACCAGCUGUCCUUUUGAUAAUAAAUCAACAGCAGCAACAAUUUAUUUUGAUAUGACGAUAAGAAAAUAUUAUUAUUAUUGGCUAAUUAAUGGAAUUGGAGUACAAAUUUCACUUCAGAAAUUGGCUCCUCCUCGCAAUUUCUUUUUUUUUAAUCAAAAAUUUUAUUGAUUUUGCAAAGUUUAUAAACAACUAACCAGCUGUACUUUUGAAUAAAUGAGGUACUGUGGUACCUCAGGUUACAUACGCUUCAGGUUACAUAUGCUUCAGGUUACAGACUCUGCUAACCCAGAAAUAGUGCUUCAGGUUAAGAACUUUGCUUCAGGAUGAGAACAGAAAUUGGGCUCCGGCGGCGCGGCAGCAGCAGGAGGCCCCAUUAGCUAAAGUGGUGCUUCAGCUUAAGAACAGUUUCAGGUUAAGAACGGACCUCCGGAACGAAUUAAGUACUUAACCUGAGGUACCACUGCAUAAUAUUCAUUGUGUCAAAUUGUAGAUUUCAAUGGAAGUCUCAUAAAGUUCAACGAAAAAAGCAGAAGACCCAGUGGAUCAGUUCAUUCUCUAGUCAGUUCAUUCAUAAGGUCCAUACAUGUAUAAAUAUCUAUUCCACCUGUCUGUUCAUAGAGUCCAAUAAUCCACAUGAAGGGUUGUUACAGUUCCACAGAGUCUAAGACAAGGAUUUCCGGAAUAUUAGCCUUGUUCAGCCACCCUAGGCUUCAUCAGUAGAACAGACUCACAUGUUAUAUUACAGGAUAGUGGAUCUUGCAACUAUAAGAUCCACCAUCCUGUAAAAUCCACAUAUGAGCUUGUUCUACUGCUGAAGCCUAGGAUGGCAAAACAAAGCUAAUAUUCCGGUGCUUUUCGACACCCAUGUAAGCAUCUCCUCUGCCAUGAGAAACUGGGAAUGUCCUAGUUACAUUGCAUUUUAUUCUUAAAGUAGCGCCUUAGGAGAUUCACAGCCGCCUUUUUGUAUUGUUUCCAAUGCUGACCUUGGGCCAGAACAGCCUGUCUGUUCACUGCGGGACUUCUUAAUCUUCCGUGGGCGGGGAGGGAAUGAGGAACCAUCUGAUCCUGCGUUGGUCUCAGUGACUGGUUUACGGCGAGUCUCUGGCAACUGCCCAGGAACCAGUGUUCGAUAGCUCUGUGCGCUGGGGACCCUCUGCUUUUAAAAAGGGAUUUUCAAAGCCUGCCGUGAAACGGAACCUGCAUUCUGCGAACUGUGUGCAUUAUUAUUGUUGUUGUUGUUGCUUGCUCAGUUUGCAUCCCGCCCUUAAACUGCGGAACUCACUGCCACAAGAGGCAGCGAUGGCCCCCCGCUUGAACCGCUUUAAAAGCAGCUAGGGUAAAUUCGCAAGGGACGAGAAAGCUCCAAACCAAAAUGGGCAUCUGGAGAACCGACCCGGGAGAUGUGUGGUUCAGAUGUGGGCAUUGAGGAAGGACUCGCGACGUUCAAAUUCGGAAUUUGCAUCUCUCCCUAUCUCAAGUGAUCUUUGCAAACGCCGCUUGCGAUUCAGGGCUCUGGGCCUGAAUAUUUGAAUGGGCUGAAGUUGCUAACCUGUGUGGAACGGGAGCACGAAAGAGGUGGGGGCCUUUUUCCGGGGGGGGUUCAUGUUUGGAUUUCAUGCUCCCUGCAUUCUCCUGGUCCCCAGUGAGUAAGCAUUCUUGUGAUAUGAGCUGUAACAAAACCCUGCUCGUGUGUGUGUGUGUGUGUGUGUGUGUGUUUAGGGGGUGCGGACCCAUAUUGCGGUGGAGGGGUGCCAGGUCUGACCAUCUGAUCAAGCUCCCUCAUCCUUUGAAAGCUGGUGGACUUCAUCAGUUACAAGAGACAGCUUGGGGGACGGGUUUUUCCUUUUAAUUAUUAAACAAAAAAACCCCAAGCAUCUGUCCGUCUCUGUCACUGGAUCCGGUUGCCCCAGUUCUUGGGGAUCUGAGCAGGUCCAGAGCGGGAGCUCUCUCAUCUGUGUUUCCAGGGGAGCGGAGGGAGGGGACAAAGUAUCUGACACCUUCUCCUUCCCUUUCUAAGGGACACGGUUGGCGCUGUGGGUUAAACCACAGAGCCUAGGGCUUGCCGAUCAGAAGGUCGGCGGUUCGAAUCCCCGCGAUGGAGUGAGCUCCCGUUGCUCAGUCCCUGCUCCUGCCAACCUAGCAGUUCGAAAGCACACCAGUGCAAGUAGAUAAAUAGGUACCGCUCCGGCGGGAAGGUAAACGGCGUUUCUGUGUGCUGCUCUGGUUCGCCAGAAGUGGCUCAGUCAUGCUGGCCACAUGACCCGGAAGCUGUACGCCGGCUCCCUCGGCCAAUAAAGUGAGAUGAGCACCGCAACCCCAGAGUCGGUCACGACUGGACCUAAUGGUCAGGGGUCCCUUUACCUUUACCUUCCCUUUCUGGGACAAGGAAGCCCCUAUUUGCAGGGGGAAGAUGUCAGACUCUUCCAUCACGCCGUGGGUUGCCUCCAGCGCUAGCCUUGCUCAGAUUAAAAGGUGGAGACAUACCGUAUUUUUUGCUCCAUAAGACACAUCUGACCAUAAGACGCACCUAGUUUUUAGAGGAGGAAAACAGGGGGGAAAUAUUCUGAAUCAAAUGUUGUACUAAACUAUUUAAUAAACUACCGGUAUAUCAGAAUGAGAGUGAGGGACAGGAGUUGUAUGUUUCUUUAGUGUGCGCGCUCAAGGAGCGAUGAGCGGGGAGGCAGCACGCCCCUGGACGGACCUGACACAGGAACCCCAGCAGCCUCCUCUUGUGUAAGCGGCUCAUCUCCCGCUUUGCUGCUUUAAAGCGAGCCACGGAGGAGGGAAGGGGAGCCAUGGAUCCUCCGCUCGCGACUGCAGUGGGAUCCCGCUGCCGUCCAUAGGCAUUCACUCCCUAAGACGCACAGACAUUUCCCCCUACUUUUUAGGAGGAAAAAAGUGCAUCUUAUGGAGCGAAAAAUACGGUAGCUGCGAUGCUGGGAAACUGGGGGAGGCAAGAGGGCAAGGCGGGGAGCGCAGACUGGACACACACACUCUGCAUUUUUAGCCAGUUCGGGCUGCAACUCAGGGGCAAAGCACCUGCUUGGCACACCUGGAGACCCCAAAUUCAGUCCCCAGGGGCAUAGGAUCCUGGAGUUGAAAGGGACAUCGGGGGGGUCAUCUAGCCCAACCCGCUGCGAUGCAUCUCCAGGUCAGGCUAGGCAAGCCCCCCACCUGAAGCGUAGUCAAUACUGAGAUAGACGGACCCAAUGGUCCCAUAUAAGAGUGGCUGGGGAAACCCAGCCAGAUGGGCAGGUUGUUGUUGUUGUUAUCGUUGUUGUUGUUAUGGCAGCUUUUUGUGUUCCUGUUUUGGGUGGGAGGGAUCCCACAGCUAAUUCUCCCCUGGUCUCCUCGCUGGCCCAAAUAGGACUAAUUUAGCCAGCUGGCCCUGGUGAUCAUCUAAUAUUUAUUGGAUGGAUUUCCCCCCCCAAAUUGAUUUUUGAAUUCUGAAUUUAUUGUUAUUCACGUUUUAUACUGUAUUUUAUGCUGUUUUUUGUUGCAUCAAUUAAGUGUUUUGUUGUUAGCCGUCCUGAGCCUGGUUUUCUGAACCAGGAAGAGCGGGGUAUAAAUAAAAAUUUAUUAUUUUUAUUAUUAUUUGUCUGUGUGAACUUCUGACCACUUGCCGAUCACUUUGCUGUUUCCAAAUAUCUCCGCUUCACAGCUCUCCCCGUUUCCUGGAAGCCUUUCUGCUUCCUCUUACCUACGCAAAUGCUCUCACCCCCUGCUCCUUUCACAUCCUGUUUUGAUCAUACUGUUGUAGAGUUGUAAGGGACCCUGGGGGUCAUCCAGUCCACCCCGCUGCUAUGCAGGAAUCUCAACUAACGUAUCCAAUGCGUCACCUGCAAAAUAUACCCAGUUUGCCAAACUAAGUUGAAACGACCGGAUGUAAACUCAAAAGCAACACUAGUUUCUUUCCCCCAAAAUAAUCUUCACUUUCUCCAGAAGCUGGGAUGCACAUUCGUUUGCCUGUAUAACAACUAAGCCUUGGUUUAUCAAGCGAUGAUUUGUCAAACCGUGGUUGGCUUGAUUGGCCAAAUCCUACCCAGUGGCUUAACAGUGGUUUGUUUAACUGGCAGCAAGCCGCCACCUGAAACCAUGGUUUGCUGUUGGCCUACAAAACCUUGGUUUGCUUUAUUGAUUCAUGAGAUACGGCCCUUCAGUAUACGAUCUCAGGGCAGUUCACAAGGUAAGAAUCCCAGGCAAAAGCACAAAUAAAUAGUUAAAACAAAAACAACCAAACAAUACCCCCCAAACACAAUUAUAAUAUUAAUCAGCCAAAGGUUUGUUUGUACGGCUUGGUGUUUCGUAUAACCCUGACACUCUUCACUGUGGUUUGUUUGAACACCCUGUUUCUGACACCUGCCAAGCUUUCCAAGGGUUUUGUCUUUAGAAAAACAAACCAUGGUGUGCUUGAUCAUCUGUGGAAUUGCUCUCCGUUAGCUUGCUGUUUCUUGAGCAAACCACGGUUUAUCAUUGCGGGUCAGACAAUGGUCUCCCCGCUUAAUGGGAGUUGGGCAGGCUAGUCUGGCCCCAAAGGUAUUCUGGGCCCCAAAAGCCAUUUCAGGCAGGCUUCCUCCACCUGGUACCCUUUGGGCCAGGGUUUCCCCAAGACUACAACUCCCAUCAUCCAUAGCAAGCAGGAAUAGUGGAUGAUGGGAUUUGUAGUCCAAAAGCAGCUGGAGACCCAAGUUUUGUGAAACCCUGAUCUAGACGUUGCUGGACUCCAACUGAACUCUUCCUUCCGGAUUUUUCGGUCCUUAAGACGUUAAAAUUAGCGCUCUGAAUUGCCUCCAGAAACGACUCUCUCUCUUCCUCUCUCUGUCACAGGCCUCAAGACAUCAUUGUGUUCAUGAUUGGAGGAGCCACGUACGAGGAGGCGCUGACCGUUUACAACUUGAACCGCACCACCCCUGGGGUCCGGAUUGUGCUGGGCGGGACCACCAUCCACAACACAAAGAGGUGAGCAGUACCCCGAGCCCCCCCCCCCAGGUGGGCAGCAGUUCCUGGCGGGUGACGGGCACACGGCAUUCAACUGGGUCUUGCUCGGAGUAGACCUAUGGAAAUGAAUGGGCCUCGCUUAGUCCUGCCCAUUUUCUUCAGCUAACAGCCUUACACACCAUCGCGGCACUGAGAAGGCCAACUUUGUUUCUUGCUCUUCAGAUAAUAAAUAAUAAUAAUAAUUAAUAAUAAUAAUAAUAAUAAUAAUUUUUUAUUUAUUCCCUGCCCUUCCCCGUGCAAAAACUCAAGGCGGCUAACAACAAAUUUAAAACACUUAAUUAUAAAAAGCAGCAUAAAAUACAGUAUAAAAACAUGAAUAACAAUAAAAUUCAAAAAUCAAUUCAGGGGAAUCCCCAGGGCUAGCUGGCUGAAUUGGUCCUACAUGGGCCAGGGGGGAGGCCAGGGGAGAAUUAGCUGUGGGGUCUCAGAGCGGGUGAUAUUCAUAAAAGGGGAGGGAAGGGAAAUAAAAGAUCAGGCUGAAUUCAAAUUAAAGGCCAGGCGGAAUAGCUCUGACUUACAGGCCCGACGGAAGGAGGUUAAAUCCUGAAGGGCCCUAGUCUCAUGGGACAGAGCAUUCCACCAAGUCGGGGCCAUCACUGAAAAGGCCCUGGCCCUGGUGGAGGAUAGUCUGACUUCCUUAGGGCCCGGGACCUCUAAACUAUGAUUAUUCAUGGACCUUAAGGUCCUCUGCGGGGCAGACCAGGAGAGGCGGUCCCAUAGAUACGAGGGCCCUAAGCCACAAAUAAGAAGCUGAGCUGCCUACCGGGGUGGGGGCAGGAGAGGCAGCAAGAGUUUUCCUCUCAAGCGAGACUCCCAUUGCAGAGACCGCCCUCUGACCGGACCCCAGACUUAAACAUCUCCCCGAAAGUGGGUUACAAAGGCAAGUCUGUAUUAACACACAUUUUGCUUUGAAAAUCCUGAUGAAAUUAGCUGGGGUGCCCCUCCACCCAUCAUCUCCAGAUCUUUUAUUCUCUCCCCCCCCCCCACUCCACAAAUUAUUGAGUUGACUUGUUUAGCCCGGGAGUAGUGGUUGGGGGUGCAGUCUAGAGCCCCCGCCCCAGAAAUGGUCAGACUUCUGCUCCCAGCAGACAGCAAUGGACAGCAGACAGGAAGGAGGAUGGGAAUCGAGAGACUGACGACCUCCAGACCCUGCGCCCCACCUCCCAGUUUGGAAAGGUCAGGCAAGAUGGGACCCAUGGUUUGACCCCACGGGAGGCAGCUACCUGUGUUUCCAAAUCGUCCCGAGACCCAUAGAGCCGAGUAUCCAUAAUGCUAAUAUACAAACCGAUGGUUUCGGCCGUGCAUGGAAUACCGUGUGCCGUUCUGGUCGCCCCACCUGAAAAGGGAGAUCGAAAAGCUGGGAGAAAGGGAACCCGAACGAUCGAGGAGAGGGAGCCACGCUCCUGCAAGGAGAGAUGGCAGCGUUUGGGGCUUUUCAGUUUGGAGAAAAGGCGAGGAAGAUUUGACAAGAUAUAAGCCGUUUAUAAAAUGAUGCAGGGCAUAGAGAAAGCGAAGGGAGAAAGGGCUUUUUGUUUCCUUUUUGCUAAAACCAGAACUUGCGGGGACGCAGUGAAGCUGAAUGUUGGGAGAUUCAGGAUACAUAAAAGGAAGUCCUCCUUCCUGAAACAGAGUUAAACUGUGGAACUCCUUGCCACAGGAGGCAUAAACUUGAAUGGCUUUUUAAAAAAGGAUUGGGCAAAUUCAUGGAGGAGGAGAAGGCUACUAGCCACAAUAACUGUACUCUGCCUCCACAGUUAUGCUCAGAGGAGACCUGCUGGAGCAAGUGGCCCAAGUCAUGUCCAUUAAUGUCAGUGGGACUACUCUUGAGUAGGACUAGCAACAGAGUCAAGACUAUCCCAUUUAAGCUAAAGGAAAAACCAGGGAGGUUUUCUUAUUUGUAUACAAAUGAAGUACUGCAGGAAAAUGACUGUAAGGAGAAAAUUGGGGGAGGGGGUUAAAAUGUCAGGAGAGGGACCCGUCUAUUAAAUCCCACAGAUAUUUCACUAUAAUGGACUUUGAGCACGCCCAAGCAAUUUGCAAAUAUUUUAUGCAAAGCAAUGGAUAAAUAAGACUAAGAUCCCCAACCAUAAACUACGCUCCCCGUGAGAGUGAGCAAUAGAGAUGAUCAACGGCUGCAAGGGAAAUUUUAUUAAGAAAACGAGUCACUGGGUUUUUUUUAUAACAUACAGAUUCCAGGGUAUCUAAAUGUACUUAGUUCUGUACAGAGCCUUGCACCUGUAGAACUCAGCAAAGAGGAGGAGGAGGAGGAAAAUGGGGGCAAAUCUAGAAUGAGUUGGCUCCACCUCUCGUUGACACUGACUCCUCCUCUCGUUGGCUCUAGCUCCCCCCCUCGUCGCCUCUGGCUUCUCCUCUCAUUGCCUCUAGCUCCCCCCCUCGUCGCCUCUGGCUUCUCCUCUCAUUGCCUCUGGCUCCUCCUCUCGUUGGCUCUGGCUCCGCCUCUCAUUGCCUCUGGCUCCACCUCUCGUUGCCUGUGGCUCAGCCUCUCAUUGCCUGUGGCUCCUCUUCUCGUUGCCUGUGGCUCCACCUCUCAUUGCCUCUGGCUCCUCUCAUUGCCUCUGGCUCCUCCUCUCAUUGCCUCUGGCUCCUCUUCUCGUUGGCUCUGGCUCUGCCUCUCGUUGCCUCUGGCUCCGUCGCUCAUUGCCUGUGGCUCAGCCUUUCAUUGCCUGUGGCUCCUCUUCUUGUUGCCUUUGGCUCCUCCUCUUGUUGCCUUUGGCUCCUCCUCUUGUUGCCUUUGGCUCCUCCUCUUGUUGCCUUUGGCUCCUCCUCUCGUUGCCUUUGGCUCUGCUUCUCGUUGCCUCUGGCUCCCCCCCUCGUUGCCUCUGGCUCCCCCCCUCGUUGCCUCUGGGUCCCCCCCUCGUUGCCUCUGGGUCCGCCCCUCGUUGCCUCUGGCUCCUCCUCUCGUUGGCUCUGGCUCCGCCCCUCGUUGCCUCUGGCUUCCCCCCUCGUUGCCUCUGGCUCCGCCUCUCAUUGCCUGUGGCUCCGCCUCUCAUUGCCUGUGGCUCAGCCUCUCAUUGCCUGUAGCUCCGCCUUUCAUUGCCUGUGGCGGCUCCUCUUGUUGCCUUCGGCUCCGCCUCUCGUUGCCUCUGGUUCCCCCCCUCAUUGCCUCUGGCUCCGCCUCUCGUUGCCUGUAGCUCCGCCUUUCAUUGCCUUUGGCUCCUCCUCUCGUUGCCUUUGGCUCCGCCUCUCGUUUCCUCUGGCUCCACCUCUCGUUGCCUCUGGCUCCGCCUCUCAUUGCCUGUAGCUCCGCCUUUCAUUGCCUGUGGCUCCUCCUCUUGUUGCCUUUGGCUCCUCCUCUCAUUGCCUGUGGCUCCGCCUCUCAUUGCCUGUGGCUCCGCCUCUCGUUGCCUCUGGCUCCUCCUCUCGUUUUAUUUAUUUAUUUAUUUACGGCUAUUAGCCCAUAAAGUAUGUACAAACAUAAAAGCACAGAGGCAUAAAGACUAAUAUAUUCGGCACCAGAAGGUGAACACCAUGAUGCAGGGGUGGGUCAUUGAGCAGAGCCAGAUAACAGCUUGGGGCCCGGAGAGCUCCAAGGGACGGAUCCCAGAAAAGGAGAACUGAAGACGGGAUCCGACAUGCACUCUCUUCAAAACUGUCCGAUUAGUUUUUGAUGUUGUUGUUUUUGGUGGUUUUUGUGUGUGAGAUAACUGCAUUCAGGAAUCUCGCCACCUGCAGAGUUACAGAAGGAUCUGUAUCCUGCAAAAGUAGUGCGGCAUGUGACUCAGCAGGCCUGCCAACCAAGCGCAGUAAAGCAGGGCCCAGGAAUUUAGUCCUGGCUAUGCUAUGUAGGGGACAGUUGAACAUUAUAUGUGAGAGAGAAUCAACAGUUUUCCCGUCACACACGCAUAGCGGAGACACCAAACCCUUGGAAAAUCUGUGGCUCAGCAGGUUCGAUGGAAAGACAUUGAACCUUGCACGAAUAAAUGCAUGUCGGUGUGGUACAGAUGAAAGAGAUGACAUGUAUGAUGGAAGGCCAAGUGGUGAGGUUAUUCCGUGAUACCUGGGGGAGCAGACACCCUCACCCCGGCGAGGUUGUGUUGAUUUUCAAUGUCUGCUAAUCUCUGCUCAAUAAGUCUUUUGGCUGAGCGUAAGUUCAUCUUUAAGGAGUCCGCUGGGGAAAUUCCGAUGCUCAGAAGUUUGGCAUGGAUUUUUCCUACCCAUGGAUUGACAAAGUCGUCCCGCCAGAGGCACUGAAAAGGUAAUGGUUGGGAAGCCUGUGCCAGCUGGACAGCCAAUAACCAAAGACUCGCUUCCAGAUGACCGUCUCCAAUGAUGCAAUCCUUAACUCCAGACGUAUGGCUGCGUUGCUCACACACAUGGGGAGUUUCAGGAGGCGACGGAGAAACUGAUUCUGCAAUGUCCCCAACGAUGUUAAAUUGGACCCUGGGGCCCAGAGCGGGGCAGCAUAACAGAGGGUGGAAACCACUUUUGCAUGGUACACCUUCAAUGCAGAAGGGAUGUGGGAGGCUCCGUCGGCCGCAAAAAAUUGGAGUAGAGUAUAAAGUAUUGUUUUCCCUUUGUUUAGUAAAUACUGUAUCUGUGGCUUCCAGCUUAGGUUGUAGUGAAAAAAGACUCCCAGGUAUUUAAAUUUGAAAACUUGUUCUAAUUGGACUCCAUCUAACUUCCAGCUGUAAGUUUUCCGAGACCUGGUAAAGACCAGGACUUUAGAUUUCCCAUGAUUAAUUGUCAGAUGGUUGAGUUUGCAAUAAGCCGCAAAAAUCUUUAGAGCUCUGCAUAAACCGACUCUAGAGUAGGAAAGGAUCGCUGCAUCGUCGGCAUAUAAGAGCAGAGGGCAGCGAAAAUCAGCUAGGCGGGGGCAUGAAUGUUGGCUUGAGACUCAUUCAGAAAGAGCUUCAUAUCGCUAAUAAACAAGUUGAAGAGGAGUGGGGCCAAAAUGCAACCUUGGCGCACACCUCUAUUUAUUGGGACCUCGUUGGAUAGGUUUCCCGCCGGUGUGAGUCUCACUCUAGCCGACGACCCAUGGUGUAAUUGGGUUAUAAGCCAUAACAGCCUUCUAUCUAUGCCCCAUCUCUCUAAUUUCUUCCAUAGACAGUUUCUUGGGAUACUGUCGAAGGCGGCCUUUAGGUCUAUGAAAGCGACACAUAGGCGCCCCCGACUCGGGGCAGAAUAUUUUCUGGCAAGAUGAUACAUGAUUACCAUAUGGUCAGUGGUCGAAUAAUUGUUCCUAAAGCCCGCUUGCUCGUGGCCAAUCAAAUUUGAGUCGUUUGCCCAAUUGGACAGCUUGGACAGCAAAAAUUUUGCAUAGAUUUUCCCGAUGAUAGACAAAAGGCUGAUGUUCCGAUAGUUCUCCGGGUCAGCAGGGGGACCCUUUUUAUGGACUGGCACGAUCACGGCCUCCUUCCAUGACCUAGGGAUAAGCCCCGUAGAAUUAAUUGCAUCAAAGACUUUGGCCAGGAUUUCAGCCCACCACCUCGGUUGCGCAACAAUAGCCUCAGCAGGGACUAGAUCCAGCCCGGGGGCUUUGCCCGUUUUCAGAUCUAAUAUCAAGUCCAUUAUCAGGUCUGGGUCGGUAGAGGGCCACAAAGGUAGAUGGUCGGCUCGGAAUUCAGUGGAUGAGUUGGAUUCCUCUGCCAAGGAGAAAUAUUUGCUCAAGAAUUGUUCCCAUGUGGGCGCAGGGAUAAUCGUCAGUGGGUACUUCCUUCCUCUUUUGUUUAUCAAAGCCCAAAAUUCCUGUGGUCUGCGGGAUCUAGAGGCCGCAAUCAAGGCUCGCCAACGCUUUAGAUACCACUCACGUUUGGCCAGCUUUAAAGUCUGUUUGUAUGCUCUUUUGGCUUGUAAAUAGGAGGAUGGUAGAGCCUGGGCAUUAGAGUUUUUGUAUUCAUUAUAGAUGGAACGAAGAAGGGAUCUUGCUUGUUUGCAAGAGGUAUUAAACCAAGGGGCCCCAGCACUGCAAUGCGCUACUUUCGCCUUUUGAGGAGGUAAUGUAAAAAAGUGGUAAGGUUUGUUGUAAGAAGGUUAAAAAAUUUCAAAACCGAAUUGGAAUCUUGUAAAUCAGUAGCUAUUUGAGGUAGAUAGGCAGUGAUUUCCCUAUGGAAAAAAUCCUGGUAUUUUUGGGCCACAGCCUCCGACCAUUUGAUCCCACUUAUUUUGGUCGCUGAUGAGGUUUCCAGAGGGACUGAGUGUUUAUAGUCCUUCUGGUACCGGAACAAUGACAAAGUGGUCACUAUUGGGAGGUGAUCACUGAAAUGUUGGUUUUCAACCUGGAAGGAAAGUACAUUGACGGCCAAAUUUGCGGAGAUCAAGAGGUAAUCGAUAACACUGUUAGAUGCUGGUCCCAGGUGAGUGAACUCCCCGGUAUAUCGGGGGAAGGUGCCGUUCAAGAAUACUAGAUUCAGGCGAAUGGCCAUUUGGUAAAGGGUCACUCCAGCUUUGUUUACUCUGUUGUCCUUUGAAGUUCUAAUUCUAGCAUGUUCCAAGUCAAAGUUGCCCAAACAUGGGGAGUCCACCAUUUGGACUUGAUUAGUAGGUCCCAAUUUGUGGCAAUUCGAGCAUUAAAGUCUCCCCCAAUUAAGGAGUACGAGUUAGGGCAUUUGGUAUGACAUGACAAUAGGUGAUUUUCAAAUGAUUCCCAUCUCCAAUCAAGAUCAGGUGCUGAGCCUUCGGGGGAGAUAACCAUUAGUAAUUAGUAAUGAGGACUUCCCUUCUGCGAUCAGUCCAGAAAGAGCAAAAGGCGGGAAGCCCGUACCAGGGUGAAUUUGGCGCGAAGUUGGAGUGAGAUCCCAAUCAAAAGACCCCCUUUGGGGCGACCACCUUUCAAGGAAGGGGAGGCCGGAAGUGUUAGAAGAUCAAAACCGUCUAUGGUAAUCUCUUCCUCAUCCCAUGUUUCUUGGAAUAGGAUGAUGUUAAAUGAAUUUAUGUACUUCCUGAAUUCGGGGUCUGAUUUUUGGUUCUCCAACCAGCAAUGUUCCAGCUAAGUAUUGAUAAUGUCGGGUCCUUGUGCUGUCCCGGUAAUUGUCACUUUGAGUUGUUUAAUGGGUUCUUGGAGGUAGAGCGAGGACCCAUAAGGAAAUCAGUAAUUUUAGUUUGUGCGGAUAAAGUCUUCUUCUGUGUUGAUUGAAUCCGUGAUUUGGUAACAUUAACAGGCAGGAAGGGCUUUGCCGGGGAGGAAGAAUUAGGCAAAGUUGGUGAGGUCGGAUGCUGUUCAUUGAGGUGAGUAGUAGCAAGUCUUUGAUGGGCUAUACUAGUAGAUCCAUCAGAGUUAUCAGUCUUAACCAGGGUAGCACUAGGAGGUGUUCCAGUCAUCACUUGUAGUUGCUGCGCAGCUGGAGAAGAAUUAUCACGCAGAUGUAUAGAAGGACGUGAACGCGGAGAUGGUACAUGCAUAGUCAUUUCCUGGUGAUCUUCAGACAGGGUAGAUUCUAGCUCAGGCAUUGAGGCAAAGGAAUCGUCAACUUCCAUAUUUUGAUUGGACAUAAGGUCUAAGACGGGAGUAUUGAGUUUAUCAACUUCCUCCACGGUAGAAUGGUGCUGUUGGAGCUGUUGGUCAACAGGUGAUUGCUGAUUCAGAUCAGUAGGGGGUAACAAAGUAGCAGGUUGAGAGAUUAUCAGGGCAUUUGAUGGAGACGCCUUGUGGGACGUGGAGUGCCUGCUCUCCUCUCUCAUCGGCAUAGAGGGGUCCCCUUGCGAUAGGAGUCUUUGUUUGAGUAGAUCCAAUCUAUCGAGAAUAGCCUGCUGUUCUUCUGAAGGGAGUUUUCCAUAGGAGAAGAUAAGAUUUCUCUCUUCAGGGAUAUUCCAAUCUCCGCUUGCAAUUGGAUCAUUCCUCAGUGUAGCUAGAUGGGCACUUGAGGUCGCAGAUGGAGCAGGGGGUACCCAGCUAGGUGUUUUCCCCUUUAUUAUAGGAACAGAAGGAGGAAACGAGCGUUCAUUGCCGGUUAAGAUGUUGGCAAAAAGAGGUUUAACACUCGUGUCCUUAAAGACUCUUGUUGUUACAAUCUCCCAGGGUGCCAGCCGAUCUUUCUCUCUUGCAAGGAGAUGUGGGAUCCUUGCAGACUGGAAGGAGAGCAUAAAUUUCCUUGGCCAGGGCGUGGCAAUUAGGGGUACUACAGAUAUAAGAUCUAUCUGGAAAAAGGAAUAUUUAACAAAUCACGUAGGUACCCUUUAGCCAUCCUCAGGUUAUUCCACCUAAGUCUGGGGGCGUCACGGGAAAAAAUGGCUAGACAUAUUUUAUUAGGUUGAAAAAUCAAGGAUUGCCUAUUCCUUUGGGGCAGUGGCGGCCUGCAUCUUGAGCUCUUAAGGUGAAAUUUCUGGUCAGGUUGUCUCUUUAAGGCACUUACAAGCUGCACAGGAGAUUGAUGCAAAUUAGAUAGCUCAGUUGAGGAAGGUAGAUGAGCCAGAAGGGCCCGUGAAAGUUUAUUCAAUGUCAAAGAAAUCCCCUCCAAUUCCUUGAAAAUGAAGCUUAAAGUCCUGAUUACCAGUUGUAUUUGAUCAGGUACUAAUUCAUGGGCAGUUUGCCCUAAUGCGUCCCGUUUCAAUGACGGAGGUGUAAUUAGGGUAUCAGGGAGGAGGGCUUCCCUAUGGCUUCCGUCCCCGCUGGAUCAGCUAGCUUUUCCGGCUCUCCUUGAUCAUACAGAGGCCAAAAGCGGUUGUAUGUUUCGACCGCAGAAACAAUUACUUGCUCUGUUUUGCUGUUAUUGUUAGUAGAUGGUGGGGAGAUUCAAGCUUCGACUGCUUUACUCUUGGAGGUGAGCAACCUUUCUCAGCAGAUCUUGGUCGCUUGCCAUGACCCAUUUGUCGCUGUCUCACUAACUACGGAGGUUCAAAGUAGAGAUAAACGGAGAUAAAGAGAGAACUUAUCUUUUAUGGGCGCAACUCCUCUGCUACUCCUCCUCCUCCACUUCUCAACAUAGCCCAGUCUUCAAGGCGGCGUUACUAAUCAGCGACAGGCUUUCUCAGCAGAGGGUUUGAAUAUCCUUGUUGAUACGUAUAUUGGCACCAACAGGCCAACCGUAGAAGUAAAACGAUUAAAAACUUCUAACAGAAGUAAAAUAAUUUAAAAGUCUAAUAAAACAACUAUAAAAACGGCAGUAAAAAGCUAUAAAAGGCUAUAAAAGGUUUGUAAUCCGGAGGGUUCACGAAGGAGAAGUUGUUACAGCCGCCAUCUUAAUCUCAAGGCGCCAUCUUAAUCUCUCGUUGCCUUUGGCUCCGCCUCUCGUUGCCUUUGGCUCCUCUUCUCGUUGCCUCUGGCUCCUCUUCUUGUUGCCUUUGGCUCCUCCUCUCGUUGCCUCUGGCUCCUCCUCUCGUUGCCUUUGGCUCCUCCUCUCGUUGCCUCUGGCUCCUCCUCUCUUUGCCUCUGGCUCCUCCUCUCAUUGCCUUUGGCUCCGCCUCUCGUUGCCUCUGGCUCUGGCUCCGCCUCUCGUUGGCUCUGGCUCCGCCUCUCAUUGCCUCUGGCUCAGUCUCUCAUUGCCUGUGGCUCAGCCUCUCAUUGCCUGUGGCUCCGCCUUUCGUUGCCUGUGGCUCCUCCUCUUGUUGCCUGUGGCUCCUCCUCUCGUUGCCUUUGGCUCCACCUCUCGUAGCCUGUGGCUCCUCCUCUCGUUGCCUCUGGCUCCGCCUCUCAUUGCCUCUGGCUCAGUCUCUCAUUGCCUCUGGCUCAGUCUCUCAUUGCCUGUAGCUCCGCCUUUCCUUGCCUUUGGCUCCUCCUCUCGUUGCCUCUGGCUCCUCCUCUCGUUGGCUCUGGCUCCGCCUCUCAUUGCCUGUGGCUCCGCCUCUCAUUGCCUGUGGCUCAGCCUCUUGUUGCCUUUGGCUCCUCCUCUCGUUGCCUUUGGCUCCACCUCUCGUAGCCUGUGGCUCCUCCUCUCGUUGCCUCUGGCUCCGCCUCUCAUUGCCUCUGGCUCAGUCUCUCAUUGCCUAUAGCUCCGCCUUUCAUUGCCUCUGGCUCCUCCUCUUGUUGCCUUUGGCUCCUCCUCUCGUUGCCUUUGGCUCCGCCUCUCAUUGCCUCUGGCUCAGUCUCUCAUUGCCUGUAGCUCCGCCUUUCCUUGCCGGUGGCUCCUCCUCUCAUUGCCUCUGGCUCCGCCUCUCGUUGCCUCUGGCUCCACCUCUUGUUGCCUCUGGCUCCACCUCCUGUCGGGCUCCCUCCCUUCUGCCUCAUCAGUCCCACUGACUUGCCAGCCGCCGCUGCCCCUGCUCCCCACAUAACUUGCAGAGGGGAUGGGGGAGAAGGGCCACCCCCACCCACAUCUGCCCGCUUAAUGAUGGACUCACAUCGCGGAUUAGGUUCGUUUGGGGAGAAAAUGAACCCAUUUCUAAAGGGACCCCAUCUGGUUCUUUUCUGCAGCAUAAUGAGCAGUAAUGACAGGCAGGGUAUUAAUGGGAGAUUCUGUGAGCGUUUAAGAUAUAAUUACAGUCCUUCGCUUUCUCUCUCUUUCUCUCUCCCCCACCGGUCAUAUCUAAUUCUAUUUACUGCGCGAAUAUGACUCUCUUCUUGGAAGAUUCUCCUCUCCUCCCCACAGUUUUCUAGGGAAGGCACAGCUGUCUGCCUCCUUUUCGCCUGGCAGAAAGGGAUCUUGCGAGGGGCGCUUGUGCUGUUUUAUUUUAUUACCAUUAUACCCCACCUUUCAGGAUAUAAAUCCAGUUUUACAGAGGACAGCCUUCUCGCUGAAGGCGCCGUCUGCUUUAAAGCACAAUCAAACAUUGCUGUCUAAAUCAAAACAAUGAGGACUAGUGGCUUCCUCUUUUUUUAAAAAAGGGCAGAGCUGUAGCUCAGUGGCAGAACACCUGCUUGGCAUGCAGAAGGUCCCGGGUUCAAUCCCCAAUGGCAGACAUCUCCCUCCUUCAUGGGAGAUUUUUAAACAGAGCUUGGGCAGCCACCUGUCAGGGAUUAUUUGGCUGUGAUUCCUGCAUUGCAGCGGGUUGGACUGGAUGACCUUUGGGGUUCCCAUUCCAAUUCUACAAUUCCAUGAAUCCUUUUAUAGCUUCGAGGCUGGAGAGGAGGCCAGGCAAAUCUCCGAGAGAGGUCCUGUUUGCUUACUCUGUUUUCCCGUGUAGAGGAAGCUUCAGCCGUAGAGGGAGGGCGGUUUUUAGGGUGAGCCAGAGUCUGCAGCAACUAAUCUGGGGGUUGACCCACUUACCCAGUUAGAGGGAUAAAACCCGCUUCCUUUCCCAGCUAGCAAUCAUCCCCCCUUCUCCGGAGUGCCUUUUAAAUACCAAUUGACUAAAAACACCGACUGAUGGGUCCAGCAAUGGUGGACAAAAUACUUUGUGCUUCAUAUAGCAAUGUAUUUAUUUAAAUGCUUGUGUGUGUGUGUGUGUGUGUGUGUGUGUGUGUGUGUGUGUGUGCCCGUCCCCUGCUGAAUAUUGCAAACGAAUCUCUUAAGCAGCAUACAAUCUAGCAAACAAACAUACAGUGGACACUCGGGUUGCGAACGUGAUCCGUGUGGGAUGCACGUUCCCAACCCGCAGCAUUCACAACCCGCGUCUGCACACGCACAGGUUACGAUUCAGUGCUUCUGCGCAUGCGCAAAGCACGAUUUAGUGCUUCUGCGCAUGUGCGACCGCCGAAACCCGGAAGUAACCCGUUGCUUGUAUGUGAUGACAAUAAAAGGUUUGAUGAUGAUGAUGAUGAUAAAAUAAAUAACAGGGCAGAGUCCCUAGCUUCUGCAACAACACGAGAUAACUUGCAGACCGGGUGAUCUUUAAUUCUCCCCUACCCUGCAAGCCUCAACAGGUGAGUCUGUACUUUUUAGGAUCCAUUACAGGGUUGGGUGUGCAAAUAGACAUUUUCUGCGAGGCCUUUGUCCCCCUCCUUCUCCUCCUCCUUCCAUUGCAUCUUGCAGUGUCGCCUCUGCUGUUCAAUCCCUAACCGAUAUGCUGGUUGGGGGGUCAGAUCCAUCAGCCCGGUAGCGCUUGCAAGGGAUGAGUCAUUUUGGCAGAGAAUAACUCCGUGUAACCACACUGUUUCAGUAAGCAUCCGUGGAGGCACAUAUGUUAGCAGCUUCUGUUGCUGCUCUCUCUGUGUGUCUUUAUAUAUGUGUGUGUGUCUUUCUGUUUGUGUAUGCAUAGUUUCGCGACCUACAAGAGACAAGAUGGGCCCGCUUUCAGGUCUGAUUCUGCAGGGAUCUUCUUCUGCUCUGAUGGAACCUCCAGGGCCAGAGCAGUCUAACUCGAUUCUUAAUGUAUUUUUGGUCUUUGUUGGAAGCCGCCAGAGUGGCUGGGGAAACCUAGCCAGAUGGGCGGGGUACAAAUAAAUUAUUAUUAUUAUUAUUAUUAUUAUUAUUAUUAUUAGGCUCUCAGGGGUAUUUAGCCACUGGGAGAACAGGAGGCUGGACUGGAUGGGCUUCCUUUGGCCCGAUACCUCCAGAUUCAGAUACAGCCUAUCUAACACAAUCUAACACUGGUCCUGAAAUACCUACAUUGGCUCCCAGUACGUUUCUGUGCACAAUUCAAAGUGUUGGUGCUGACCUUGAAAGCCCUAAACGGUCUCGGCCCAGUAUACCUGAAGGAACAUCUCCAUCCCCAUCAUUCAGCCCGGACACUGAGGUCCAGCUCCGAGGGUCUUCUGGCGGUUCCCUCCCUGAGAGAAGUGAGGUUGCAGGGAACCAGGCAGAGGGCCUUCCCAGUGGUGGCACCCGCCCUGUGGAAUGUCCUUCCAUCAGAUGUCAAGGAGAUAAAUAACUACACAACUGACAUCCGAAGGCAGCCCUGUUCAGGGAAAUUUUUUUUAUAUGUGCUGGAAGUCUCCCAGAAUGGGUGGGAAAACACAGCCAAAUGGGUGGGGUUAAUAGAAGAAGAAGAAGAAGAAGAAGAAGAAGAAGAAGAAGAAGAAGUUAUUAAGGUUAUUUGGUAGACCAAGAGGCUUGGCUAGACAGACCCCUUUGGGCCUGAUCCACCUCUUUACACUCAGAAGCAAAUUUUGGAGGAGGAGGAGGGAGUAUGAUACAUGGCACUAAAUUCUUACUGGGGGUGGGAGCAAGUUAAGCCUGAACAGUUCAGGCCUCUCAACCCCAUAACCCGAGACCGUUCCUUGUCCAUCCUUAAUCAUUUGCCUACUUUUAAACCAAAAGCCCUUUCAGAAGAAGAUUGGAAACACUGAUUCUUCCUUAAGCACAAAAUGUGGAUUUUUAAAAGCCUCUGAUGGGCAUGGAAAGCUUCGGAUAUGCCGUGAUUCCUAGCCCGCCCUAGAGGAGACUGUUGUUGCUUCGGCGCAAGGAGGUCAGCCUGUUUGGGCACCACUGCGGACAGAAGCGCAUCUUGAAUUGCUGGCGUCCAGGUUGUGUGAAACGGCACCGCAGCCCCUUUUCAAGGCCAAAUUCCUUCUGGCGCCACGAGCCUGUCCUGGGCGCUGGGCGUCAGUGAAAAAGCCGGCUGUUUUCCUCCUGCCCCUGGUCAAGCGUCCGAGGCUUGUUGUGACAGGCCGGAGGCCAGACGAGCGCGGGGGCUUUCCUUCUCCUGGGGCCAAAGGUUGUGGCCCCUGCGUCAUCUCGUGACGCAUCUCAGGCACGCGAGGACUUUUCCCGACCAGCUCAGUGGAAACGGGAGAGCAAAAGGCGUUUCCUGGCUUUGUGACUGAGAGAGAAGGUGAGUCGGAAGAGGAUGCCUGGCCUGUGCGUGGCAGCCCUGGAAAAGGCAAAUCCCAGGACAGAAAAGGAAGUUGAAAUAAAAAGAUGUUAGAUUAUUUUUUGUAUGCCACUACAGCAGGAAGACUGCUAUUAGCUAGUAAUUGGAAAUCUCAAGAAAUACCAAUGGUAGAAAAAUGGCAGAGACAUCACCUUGCCAACAAAGGUCCGUAUAGUUAAAGCUCUGGUUUUCCCAGUAGUGAUGUAUGGAAGUGAGAGCUGGACCAUAAAGAAGGCUGAUCGCCGAAGAAUGGAUGCUUUUGAAUUCUGGUGCUAGAGGAGACUCUUGAGAGUCCCAUGGACUGCAAGAAGAUCUAACCUCUCCAUUCUGAAGGAAAUCAGCCCUGAGUGCUCACUGGAAGGAUAGAUCCUGAAGCUGAGGCUCCAAGACUUUGGCCACCUCAUGAGAAGAGAAGACUCCCUGGAAAAGACCCUGAUGUUGGGAAAGAUGGAGGGCCCAAGGAGAAGGGGACGACAGAGGACGAGAUGGUGGGACAGUGUUCUCGAAGCUACCAGCAUGAGUCUGACCAAACUGUGGGAGGCAGUGGAAGACAGGAGUGCCUGGUGUGCUCUGGUCCAUGGGGUCACGAAGAGUCGGACACGACUAAACGACUAAACAACAACAAGAAAAAUGGCAGAUAAAGAUGUUGGAGUUCUUGGAGCUGGCCCACCUGACUGGAAGAAUCCACGAUCAGAAAGAAGAGGAGCAUCAAGAAGAUUGGAAGAAAUGUAAAGAUUAUCUAGCUAAAUAUUGUAAUAUAAGAUAAUUAGAAGGUACUUGAAAGUAUCAAAUAGGCCUAGGAUUAGAAUAAGAAUGUUGUAUAGCAAUAUGGAUUUAAGUCAAUAAGAAAAGAGAUGAAGAUAGUUAAUUGAAGGAGUAAAUUGUAGUAGAACGAUGAUUUUGGAGAACUGUUACAAGGUGAUACAAUGAAAUUCAGUUAGGGGGGAUUCGAGGAAGCCAGUUAAUGGAAUUUAAAAUGAAGGAAUAUGCGUUUUUAGUUUUGUUUUUUGUUUUUUGUUUUCUUUUGUUUUUUCUCUCUUAGUAUUGUAAUGUUCUAUGUUUUGUAUGUUAUAUCUGUUAAAAUCAAUUUUAAAAAUUUGAAAAUAAGAAGGAAAUGGAAAUAAAACUGCCAAUAUCAUUAAUGCCGUUAUCCAAAUCGGAGGCGCAACUUUUCAGUUUAGAGGAAAGGCGAGUCAAAGGGGACGUGACAGAUGUUUAUAAAACUAUGCAUGGUUUGGGGGAAGCGGACAGAGUAAAUUCCCCCUCUCCUAAUACUGGAACUCUAGCAAAGCGGAACAUUGGAUGGUUUCGGACAGAUUUUUAAAUAGCCCGUAGUUAAACUGUGGAACUCACUGCCACUGGAAUCCCUUGGAUCCCGCUUGCAGGUUUCACACUGGGGCAUCUGGGCGGCCCUUAGGAGAAAAAGAUGCUGGACUAGAUGGGCCCCCUUUGGCCUGAUCCUGCAGACCAGGCUCUUCCGAUGUUCCUAUGGAGCCUCCAGCUCCAGAGGCAGUCUAUCAAGAUCCUCAGUUUCUGGAGGGCCACUGUGAGAACAGGGUGGUGGACUAGAUGGGGCCGUUGGCCUGUUUUGGCGGGUUCUUCUUGUGAUUUUAGGAAACGCACCUUUUACGCUCGUAGGAUAGGGCGCCGGGAGAAACGACACUCCUUUUCACCAGAAGGGGAAAGUGUGAGUGUGUUGUGGGAGAAGCAGCAGCCUCGAUCCUGUGGUGUGUUUGAGUUCCCCCGGUAUUUCAGCGCCUUCUCCGUACGUGGGCAGCUCACAAAAACACAGCCAGCCGCUUUGCUGGGUGACAAGGAUUAAUUAAAUCGACGUGGGCUGCUCGGAGGAUGUGUCUUUCUGGAGAGAUGCUGAAGGGGGGGGGUUGGCGGGGGGGGUGGAGACACCACAGAGCAACCCGUGAGACCUUACAGAGUUGCUUCACUUCAGGGCGAUUCAGCCCUCCUCCAUCUCUCGGGGUGGCUGCCAAGCGAUUAUUAGAGAUUUAGGCGCUGUGGACUGAGACGUUUUGCUUGCCCAAAGAGGGAGGGGGGCAAGGUUGCUUCUCUCCCCCCCCCAAAAAAAGAGAGAGAAUGGAAGAAUCCGCGAUCAGAAAGAAGAGGAACACCAAGAAAUUUAAAGAUUACCGUAUUUUUCGCCCUAUAGGACGCACCGGCCCAUAGGACGCACCUAGUUUUUUGGGGGGGAAAUAAAGAAAAAAAUUUAUUCCCCCCCCCCAGCCGCGGCUUCAGCGCGCCCCGCGCUCCGGGCAGCAGGCUGCUAUCCGCAGCCUAGGGAGCCCUGCAGGAACUCCCGCGGGCUCCCCAGGCUUGCUGAUAACUUCCUGAAGCCUGGAGCUCUCCUGAAGCCUGGAGAGCGAGAGGGGUCGGUGCGCACUGACCCCUCUCGCUCUCCAAGCUUCAGCGAAAGCCUGCAUUCGCCCCAUAGGACGCACACAGAUUUCCCCUUCAUUUUUGGAGGGGGAAAAGUGCGUCCUAUAGGGUGAAAAAUACGGUAUUUAAUUAAAUAUUGUAAGAUAAAACAGUGAGAAGCUACUUGAACUUACCGAUUUGGCUUCGGAAUAGGACAUGAUUAAACUGUAAAACAUUAUGGGAGAAAUUAUGAAAAGAAGCUCAGAAAGUAAUUUGAAAAAGUAAAUUUUGUUAGAAAGAAGAGGUUGGAAAACUGUUCUUUCUUUUUCUUUUCUUUCUUUUUUUGUAUGUCAUAUCUGUUAUAAACUUGGAAAAUUAAUUUAAAAAAUUGGGGGGGAAAGAGAGAGAGAGAUAAGAUGCACAUCCAAGCUCAGCCAAGUUAUUCUGGCAUGGAGAAAACCCCGUGAGUUCCUGCAUCAGCAUCAUUUUUAAUUAGUAUACCGUCUUUCUAUCUUUCUAUCUUACAAUACUCAAGGCGGCUUACAAGCUGAAGAAACAAAAAAUGUACAUCUUAUAACAAUCUAAUGCAAUACAAAAACGUGAUAAUAAAACGUAAGUUCAAAAUAGACAGCCUUCAUCAAAAAAGUAACAUUCUACAAUCCUUAGAAUAGCAUAAAAUAAUGAUAUCAACAUAUAACAGAAUAUCAACAUAUAAACAUAUAUCAACAUAUAAACAGAAAUCCAGUUACGAUAAAUAAUAUCUAAACUAUAAUCAAUAAAACGGCAAGCCACAGUACAUAAAACAUUACAGAGCUGGGAAACCUUUCUGCUCUUUCUUGUUGACCACAAUCGCCAACUCAUUGGGACGCCUUCCUUUAACUCCCUGCCGCUGUUUCCCUCUUCUCUUCCCAGCUUCCUAGAAGAGGUCUCGGCUUCCGGUUUCCGCGGACGAGGCGCGGACAGCUCCCAGGGGCCGGCGAGGGCAGCGUCCAGGAGGCUGAACUGAUGACAUCUUUUACGUCAUUUCCGACUGACCGUCCGUUCUAGGCUACUCAGCAUCUGUUGCCCGUUGACACCCACAAACUCACCCACCUGGCGUUUGAAACUUCAGAAAAGCACUUUAGCAGACAAUACUUACCUGUUGCCGAAAAGUAUGGGGCAGGCACGCUCUCUCCUCACAAGACCAAACCAUGGGGUCCUUUUCCCCCCCAUCUCAAAAGACUUGAUCGAGAUCUUAAGGAGAAAGGAAAGGACCGUCCCUCUGUCACCUUCAUUCCCAUUCCAGCUCUCACAUUGCAUGAGAGUCGUUUGCCUCUUUUCCAAACUCAUUUACCUCCCCCCCCCCCCGCCGUGCCCUGGGAUAACCCACCUCCAGAGAAAAAUGGUCCCAAUAAAAGGAAGUUGCAAUUCUUCU